AUGACAACACAGGCGCCAACGUUCACACAGCCGCUUCAGAGCGUUGUGGCACUUGAGGGUAGUGCCGCAACGUUCGAAGUGCAAGUUAGUGGUAAUCCAGUUCCUGAGGUGAGCUGGUUUCGUGAUGGCCAGGUUCUUUCUGCUGCCGCUCUGCCCGGCGCUCAGAUCUCGUUCAGCGAAGGCCGCGCUGUUCUGAGGAUCCCCGCCGUGACAGCCGCACACAGCGGAAGAUUUUCUGUGAGAGCCACCAAUGGCGCUGGACAAGCCACUAGCACUGCUGAACUCCUGGUUACAGUGGAAACUGCGCCACCGACCUUUAUUCAGAGACUACAAAGCAUGACAGUGAGACAAGGAAAACAAAUGAGACUGGACGUCCGUGUGACAGGAAUCCCUACACCUGUGGUGAAGUUUUACAGAGAGGGAGCUGAGAUUCAGAGCUCCGCUGACUUUCAGAUUGUUCAAGAUGGAGACCUUUACAGCUUGUUGAUUGCCGAGGCUUUUCCUGAAGACUCUGGGACAUACUCAGUUAUUGCCUCCAACAGCAGCGGACGUGCCACUUCAACCGCAGAACUACUGGUUCAAGGUGAAGAAGUUGCAGUGCCUGCAAAGAAGACCAAGACAGUUGUUUCAAGCUCUCAAAUUUCACAGGCCAUGGAGGAAAAGAAAGUGGAGGCUCAUUUUGAUUCAUCAGCCAUGACAGAAAUGCAAAUGGAGGGAGGUGUUAUGAUUCAGCAUUUGGCUCACAAAACACCCCCUCGUGUGCCUGGAAAAGCGACCUCAAUGUCCCCAACAUCAGCUUCAGUGGUUACAAAGGUUACAGCUGCUCGUCACCAGUCACCUUCACCUGUAAGACAUGUUAAGGCUCCAACUCCCACACCUGUGAGGACUGGUUCCCCAACUUCAAGAGUGUCAGUGUCCCCUAUUAGACCCGUGAAGUCUCCAUUAACCACACGCAAGUAUGUCACACAGGCUGCUGAUGUUUUGCCUCCAUGGAAGCAGGAAGGCUAUGUAGCAGAAUCCAGCUACACUACCAUGUCUACUGGACCCAUGUAUGUCCAGUCCUCUUCCACACAUGUCCAAAAGGAACAGUGGGAAGGCUCUUUUACCAGGCAGCAACAGAUCAGUGGAGCUAUUAUCAAAGAGGUUGUGGAGGCUGCAAUGAUCCCUUCGCAUACACAAGUCCAAGUGAUGCCACCAACAGUUGUGGCUGGCUUGAAGAACCUGACUGUUAUUGAGGGAGAGUCUGUGACUCUGGAGUGCCAGAUCUCAGGCCACCCCACACCAGGCAUUAUAUGGUUCCGAGAGGACUACAGGAUUGAAAGCUCCAUUGACUUCCAGAUCACAUAUGAGGAAGGAUAUGCCCGCCUAGUGAUCCGUGAGGCCUUUGCUGAGGAUAGUGGACGUUUCACUUGUACUGCUACAAACGAGGCUGGAACUAUCAGCACCUCCUGCUACCUGCUUGUGCAAGUGUCUGAGGAAAGUGAGAGUCGGGAGGAUUUGACUGCUAUUUCUGAACAUGUUGAAGUAUCUAUGCAAGAAAGACGAUUCACUGAAGCCAGAAAAGAGACCAUAUCAGAAAUCAGUGCUGUAUCUGAAUCUGUGGACACUGGAGCAGCUGUGGCUCCAUUCUUUCUGAGGAAGCCCAUGGUGCAGAAACUCAUGGAAGGUGAUAGUGUUGUCUUUGAAUGCCAGAUUGGAGGCAGUCCCAAACCUCACAUCUACUGGAAAAAGAGUGGAAUUCCACUCACUACUGGAUACAGAUAUAGAGCCACUUAUAUUAAAGAAACAGGUCAAUGCAAAUUGGAGAUUUCUAUGACAUUUCCUGAUGAUGCUGGGGAAUACACAGUGUUUGCCAGGAACCAGCUUGGAGAAGCAUCUGCGUCAACUAUGCUUCUUAAUGAAGAGGCAUAUGAAGCCUACAUAAAAGACCAUGAAGUAGCAUAUAAGACUGAAGUGACAACAGCUGUGAGACUGGAGCCCAAAGUCGGAGAUGUUCCACCCAUACUUACAAAUGAACUUGAAAAAGAACAAUUAAUCAUUCAGAGGAGGAUGGCUAAGCAAACACAAAUGAUGCAGUCCUUCACCUCUGAGCAGGAGUUCCAGAUAUCUUCUGUUGAGCAGAGGUUCAUGUACGAGAUUGAGUGUCAUCUUCUAAAGAUUACCUACCAAAAAUUGUUGGCUGAAGAUGGAGAGCAGAUGGACAUGACCAUUUCUGAGCAUGAGUGUGUAUCCCCAGCUUUUAGCACGCCAGUGAAAAAUUACAAGCUCAGAGAAGGAAUGAGUGCUACACUGCACUUCAAAAUGACAGGAACUCCACUUCCAAAAAUUACAUGGUAUAAAGAUGGCAAACGCAUAAGACAUGGAGACCAUUAUCAAACUGAGGUUCUUAAAGAUGGUAGAGCCAGUCUACGUCUUCCUGUGGUGCAGCCAGAGGAUGAGGGAAUCUACAGCGCUUUGAUUAGCAAUAUGAAGGGUAAUGCUGUCAGCUCUGGAAAGCUUCACGUGGAAUUAGCUGAUACAGUUGUGCAGCCACAGUACCGUCAAGCAGAAACAGCUCAGAGAAUCAGAUCCACAUCACCACGCUCUACCAGUCGUUCUCCUGGACGCUCGCCUGCUCACAGACUGGAUGAGACUGAUGAAGCCCAACUUGAAAGGCUUUAUAAGCCUGUAUUUGUCACAAAGCCAUCUUCCUUUAAGUGCUCUGAGGGACAAACUGCAAGAUUUGAUUUGAAAGUUGUCGGAAGACCCGUCCCUGAAACAUACUGGUUCCAUAAUGGAGAACAAGUGGUGAAUGAUUACACCCACAAGAUUGUGGUUAAGGAAGAUGGAACUCAGUCCUUGAUUGUGGUUCCUGCUGUGCCUCAUGACUCUGGAGAAUGGACAGUUGUUGCUCAAAACCGAGCUGGAAAAAGCUCUGUGUCUAUGACUCUCACUGUAGAAGCAAAAGAAAACUUGGUGAGACCCCAGUUUGUUGAGAAGCUGAAGAACAUUAGUGUUAAAGAAGGCAGCUUGGUUGAAUUGGCUGUUAAAGCAAUCGGCUGUCCCCUUCCUGACAUUGUUUGGCUGAAGAACAGUGAUAUCAUUACCCCACACAAGCAUCCAAAUAUCAGAAUUGAGGGUGGCAAAGGGGAAGCUUCUUUCAAGAUCUCCCAGAGUUCUGGCUCUGAUACUGCAUGGUACACUGCUACAGCUAUUAACAAAGCUGGCCGGGAUACCACUCGCUGCAAAGUCAAUGUUGAAGUAGAGGCAGUGGGACCUCAGCCAGAGAGAAAACUUAUUAUUCCUAAGGGAACUUACAAAGCUAAGGAAAUUGCUGCACCAGAGUUGGAGCCACUGCAUCUCCGCUAUGGUCAGGAACAAUGGGAGGAGGGUGACCUUUAUGACAAGGAGAAGCAACAGAAGCCUCAGUUCAAAAAGAAACUGACCUCUGUCAGACUAAAGCAGUUUGGCCCUGUACAUUUUGAAUGCAGACUCACCCCUAUUGGUGAUCCCACAAUGAUUGUUGAGUGGCUGCAUGAUGGCAAGCCCCUGGAAGCUGCUAAUAGACUACGUAUGGUCAAUGAGUUUGGUUACUGCAGUCUUGACUAUGAAGCUGCUUAUGCCAGAGACAGUGGUGUCAUCACCUGUAGAGCUGCCAACAAAUUUGGUGUUGACCAGACCUCAGCCACCCUGAUUGUGAAAGAUGAGAAGAGCCUCGUUGAGGAAAGUCAGUUGCCUGAAGGUAGAAGGGGACCGAGAUUAGAUGAAAUUGAGCGCAUUGCUCAUGAGGGAGCUCCUGCUGGAGUUACUGUGGAGGAAAUCACUGAAAAAACCAAGCCUGAGAUUGUCUUGCUUCCAGAGCCCAUUAGAGUACUGGAGGGGGAAACUGCUAAGUUCCGUUGCAGAGUAACUGGGUACCCAAGCCCAAAAGUCAACUGGUACCUGAAUGGACGACUUAUUCGCAAAAGCAAACGAUUCAGACUACUCUAUGAUGGCAUUCACUACCUUGAGAUUGUGGACUGCAAGUCUUAUGAUUCAGGAGAAGUCAAAGUCUUGGCAGAGAACCCUGAAGGUGCAGUGGCACAUUCUGUGAAGUUUGAGAUUCAACAGAGGGAAGACUUCCGAGCAAUUCUCCGUCGGGCCCCAGAAAUUAAGCCUCCUACAACUGUUCAAGAGCAUGGCAGAGUAUCGUUUGAGGUUAUUAAACCUGAGAAGUCCUCAGAAACCUCCAAAGAGUCAAAAGAGGUGGUGAAGCUGAGGAAAGCGGAGAGGGUAACCCAUGAGAAAUUAACAGAGGAAUCUGAAGAGCUGAGAAGCAAAUUUAAACGCAGAACCCAGGAAGGCUACUACGAAGCAAUUACUGCAGUUGAACUAAAGUCCCGUAAGAGAGAUGAGUCCUAUGAAGAUAUGCUCAGGAAGAGAAAAGAUGAACUCCUUCAUCAUACCAAAGAACUAACUGAGGCUGAAAAGAAAAGGGAAGAAGAGGAGCAUAAACUCACUAUUCCCAAAAUCAAACCAGAUAAAAUAGUACUUUCACCCAGUAUGGAGGCUCCAAAAAUUCUGGAGCGUAUUCAGAGUCAGACAGUUGCCCAAGGCGAUGAAGUACGCUUCCACUGCAGAGUUGUUGGUAAACCAGAACCAGAAUGUCAGUGGUUCAAGAAUGGUGUUUUGCUGGAAAAAUCAGACCGAAUUUAUUGGUACUGGCCUGAGGAUCACGUCUGUGAACUGGUUAUUAGAGAUGUGUCCACUGAAGAUUCUGCUAGUAUCAUGGUCAAAGCCAUGAACAUUGCAGGAGAGACCUCAAGCCAUGCCUUCUUACUGAUUCAAGCAAAACAAGUUGUAUCAUUUACUCAAAUGCUAGAAGAUCAAAACGCCAAAGAAAAGGACACCCUGGUGACCUUUGAAUGUGAGACCAAUGAGCCUUUUGUCAAGGUUAAAUGGCUGAAGAACAAUGCAGAGAUUUUCUCUGGAGACAAGUACAGGAUGCACUCUGACAGAAAGGUGCAUUUCAUGUCUGUACUCAUCAUCAACAUGAGUGAUGAAGCAGAAUACAGCUGCGUAAUCACCGAUGACGACCACAUAAGAACUACUGCAAGACUUUAUGUUGAAGGGGCACCACUUGAAAUUGUGACGAACCUUGAGAAUACAGAAGUACCAGAGUCAUAUGCUGGGGAGUUUGAGUGCGAAGUGUCCCGCGAAGAUGUUGAAGGCACUUGGUACUUUGAGAAUGAAGAGAUAACUCCUAGCCUUAAAUAUGUUGUGUCCUCCCGUCGUGGUCGCCACAGCCUAUCUGUUAAAGAUGUAAAAAAAGAGGACCAAGGCAAAUACACUUUCAUAGUGGGUGACCUGAAGACAAGUGCUUCCCUAAAGAUGAAAUUGCGUCCAGUUACACUGAUGCAAGGUCUGUCUGACUUGACAAUAUGUGAGGGGGAUAUCGCCCAGCUGGAGGUUCGAUUCUCUCAAGAAAAUGUGGAGGGAACUUGGAUGAAGAAUGGUCAAGCCAUCUCGGCCACAGAUAGAAUCCAUAUUGUAAUUGACAAACUGAACUAUAAGCUUUUAAUUGAAGAUGCGAAUAAAGAUGAUACUGGAAUCUACUCCUUUGUUGUCCCCACCCAAGAUAUCUCCACAACUGGAAAGCUUCUUGUUCAAGCUAUUGACUUUUUGACACCAUUAAAGGACAUUUCUUCAGUAGAGGGUACAAAGUCUGUUUUUGAGGCCAAGAUUACUGCAGCUGAUGUGAGCUCAGUGAAAUGGUACCAUCAUGACAAACUGGUGAUACCCAGCGACAGAGUGCAAAUGGUCGCAAAGGGUUCUAAACAACGUCUCGUGUUGAACAGGACCUAUGCUUCUGAUGAAGGACAGUAUACGAUGGUUGUUGGGCGUGUUGAUUCAACAUGUAAACUGACGGUUCAAAAAAUCAGCAUUGUAAAGCACAUGGAAGACUGUGUUUGUACAGAGACUCAGAAUGUCACAUUUGAGGUUGAAGUAUCUCAUCCAGGAAUUGAUGCUCUCUGGACAUUUAAGAGUCAACCUCUAAAGGCUGGUCCAAAGUACAAAAUUGAGAGCAAAGGCACCUGUUAUAGCCUCACCGUCCUUAAUGCCAUGAAGGAUGAGGAGGGAGAGUAUGUCUUUGCUGCUGGCGAGAAGACAUCUAGUGCAAAGCUUAUUGUUUCAGGUGGUGCCAUAAGCAGACCACUUUGUGAUUUGACAGUAGCAGAGUCCCAGUCAGCGGUGUUAGAGUGCAAAGUUGCAAGCGCAUCUGCUGAGGGAAAGUGGCUUAAGGAUGGACAUCCUGUUAACUUCAGUGACAAUGUCAGGAGUGAACAGGAUGGGACUGUAAGAACCCUUGUCAUUGACAUGACCAGACCACAGGAUAUUGGCGAGUACACAUACCAGGUUGCAAACUCUAAGACAUCUGCCAACCUGAAGGUUGAAGCUGUUAAGAUCAGAAAGACCAUGAAGAACCAAACUGUCAUUGAGACACAAGAGGCCGUGUUCAGUAUUGAACUCACUCAUUUGGACGUGAAAGGGGCCCAGUGGAUCAAGAACGGAGUAGAAAUCCUUCCCAGUGAUAAAUAUGAAAUCACAAUAGACGGCAUGAUUCACACCCUGAAGAUUAAAAAUUGUAACGCCCAGGAUGAAUCUGUUUAUGGAUUCAAACUUGGAAAACUCACUGCCAAUGCAAGACUCAAUGUUGAGACUAUCAAAGUUGUGAAGAAGCCAAAGGAUGUCACAUCAUUGGUGGGUGGCACUGCUUCAUUUGAGCUGAGCCUAUCACAUGAUGACAUUCCAGUUACAUGGAUGCUCAAGAACCAAGAACUCAAGCCAAGCUCUAAUAUUAAGAUACUUUCAGAAAGAAAAGCCCACAAGCUGGUUAUUCAGAGUGUGGAAGAAAGCAUGACAGGAGAAUACAUUGCUGUCAUUGGACAUUUGCAGUGCAGUGCACACCUACAUGUUGAAUUGUUGAGGGUCACAAAGCCCUUGAAGAAUAUUGAGAUUCCUGAGACCCAGGUGGCCACAUUUGAAUGUGAAGUUUCACAUUUUAAUGUCCCGUCCAUGUGGCUGAAAAAUGGAGUUGAGAUUGAAGUGAGUGAGAAGUUUGGAAGUGUGGUGCAGGGCAAGCUGCACCAACUAAAGAUCAUGAACACCAGCAGAGGUGAUGCUGGAGAGUAUACAUUUGUCUGUGGAAAUGACAGUGUCUCAGCCACCCUGACUGUUAACCCCAUUCAGAUCACCUCCAUGCUCAAAGACCUCAACGCUCAAGAGAAGGACACCAUUACAUUUGAAGUGACUGUUAAUUAUGAGGGUGUUACCCACAAAUGGCUGAAGAACGGUGUAGAGAUUAAAUCCACUGACAGAUGCCAAACUCGUUCCAAAAAGCUCACUCACUCUCUCACCAUCCGCAACGUGCACUUUGGGGAUAGUGCAGAGUACAAGUUUGUGGCAGGAUCUGCUCAAACAUCAGCAAAGCUGUUUGUUGAGGCUCGUGUCAUUGAGUUUACAAAACACAUCAAAGAUAUCAAGGUGACUGAGAAGAAAAAGGCCAUCUUUGAAUGUGAGCUCUCUGAGCCCAAUGUUCAAGUCACAUGGAUAAAAGAUGGGGAGGAACUUGAAUUAUCUGACAGGUUUAAAGCUACUACAGAUAAAUACCUUCAGCGCUUGAUGAUCCAGAGCAUUCGCAUGUCUGAUGCUGGUGAAUACUCUGUGGUUGCUGGGUCAAGCAUGUCCAAGGCUCACCUCACAGUCGAGGGCAAAGAUGUUCACAUUUCGGAGCCUGCUGAGAAAGAAAUAAGGGUGGUUGAGAAGCAAAGAGCCACUUUUGAGUUUGAAGUCAGUGAGGAUGAAAUUGAAGGUCGCUGGCUGAGAAAUGGUGUCGAGAUCCAAUUCUCUCAAGAGAAGCGUUUCAACUAUGUGGUUAUCAGAAAGGUGCAUCGCUUGACAAUUGCUGAAACUCACCAGAGUGAUGCUGGGGAAUACACUUUUAUUGCUGGGAAGAACAGGAGCACAUUGAACCUGCAUGUCAACAUUCCUGAGCCUCCUCAGAUCAUCAGGCAUAUGGAGCCUUUGUCUGUUGAGGCUGGUAAACCUGCACGCUUCUCUGUGGAAGUGACUGGCAUCCCUCAGCCCCAGGUCUCCUGGUAUAAGAACUCUCAGGCAUUAUCUGCUGGAUUCAAGUGUAAGUUCCAGAGAGAAGGAAACGAACACACUUUGCUGCUCAUUGAAGUUUUCCCAGAGGAUGCAGCUCAGUACACUUUUGAAGCCAGAAAUGAUUUUGGUCAGGCCACCAGCUCAGCUGUACUCAAUGUAGAAGUUUCCGAAGUGGUUUCUCCAGAUGUUGGAGUUCCACUGUCUCCACCUGUGAUACUAUCUCCUCUACAUGAUGUAUCUGUUGAAGAGGGAGAGUCUGCCAGAUUCCAGUGCCAUGUCUCUGGACAGGAUCUGAACGUUACUUGGUACUGCAAAGAUAAGGAGAUUAAGCCAUCAGACAACCUCAGAAUGUCCCAGUACGAUGAAAGCUGCCAGCUGGAGAUUGUCAGAGUCUAUGCUGAGAAUGAGGGGCCAUACUCCUGUGUUGUUCGCAAUUCCUCAGGGAUGGUCUCUUCUUCAGCAGGUUUAAGAGUCAAUGAUUUUUCUCGCAUGGCUGUGUGUACUGAAGAGGACUCUUACACCACAAACAAAACCUUUGAACUUGUGCCAGAAUCUAAAUUCUAUUCAGAAACAUUCGAGAAAAAAAUGGAAAAGCCAGUUUUUGUAACCAAACUCUCCCCAGCAAUUGUAACCGUGGGAAACACAGCUAAAUUUACUGCAACUGUAGCUGGAGUUCCAAAACCUGUUGUUCAGUGGUACCACAAUGGCCAAGUCAUAACCACUUCAUCUAUUUAUACAUUUGUGCAAGAGAAUGAAGAAUAUACUCUGGUUAUAAGCAAUGUUAAAAAGGAAUUCGAGGGAGAGUAUACUUGUACUGCAAGCAACAGGUUUGGCAAAUCAACAUGUGCAUCUUAUCUUCAUGUUAAACUGAAAGAUGUCAAAAAAGUAGAGCAGGUCAUCGGCCAACCUCCAUAUUUUACAAAAGAAAUUGAGUCUGUGCAAUGCACAGUUGGAGGCCAGGCUGUUUUUGAAUACAAAGUUACAGGUUCUCCAUUUCCUGAAGUUCAGUGGUUCAGAGGCAGCCAUCGUAUUCAACCUAGUAAAUAUUGUAUUGUUAUUAGUAACGUUGAUGGAUCUGGCUGCAUAAAGAUAAUGGAAAUUCAGCAAAGUGAUGGUGGUUUCUAUUCAUGUAGGGCAACCAACCCACUGGGAGAAGCAUUUUGCAAUGCAGAACUAAUUGUCUUCCUUGAUACUGUAUCAACAUCCCAACGACAAGAACAAGUUGCUUCAAAGAAGCAAAAAACAUACAAAGUGUCCAUGUCUGAGCAUGCCACUGAAUCCCGUUUAUACAGUGUAAGUCUUUCUGGACGUGCCAGAGCUAGUUUGCAGGAAGGACACCAAAUGAUUUAUACCAUUGGCACUGAAGACAGACAGGUAGUAUCAAGUGAACAAGUAGAUACUCUUUGUGAGUUAGAUGUUUCAUCUGCAACUGUGCACAGAGAGCAGGUAACUCACCAAGCUGCAGUUCUUCAGUCUCAUGAAAUGCAAGAAAGAGUAGCUGUUGCUUCAACAGAGUCACAUCAAGCUGUGGCAGCACCUCAGAAACAGCUCCACAUGGCUGCAAUGGCCUCUGCUAUCCAGGAAAACCAAGGCUUUGUGGAACAGCACUCUGAUCGUAUCGAAAGUCCUGAGGUUAUAGAUCAUGAGCUCACCGAGGAACAGCCCUCACAGGUGAUGUCUGCCAUUUCUCAGAGUGUAACCCCUCUUACAAUUGUGAAAACUGACCCUAUAACUUGCAAAGAAGGAGAAAGCAUACAUGCCAUUCCCGAACCAAAACAUGCUGUAAGUAGUCAUCAGGUUGAGACAAAGCUGGCCAUCUUAAAUGAAGAAUACCAAAAUAUUCCUUUCCCUGAAGAGGAGAAAUCGUUCAGAGUUGCAGAAGGGGUUAAGUUAUUGUAUUCUGCAGUAUCUUCAGAGAACCUUCAAGUUACAGAGGCUCAUUCUUCUACAUUGCCGUCCUUGGGGUCUACUGAAUCUUUAAUCGGAAAGGAAAAACCCAAACCAGUACAUACUUCUGUAAGUGAAGUAAAGCACACUCUUUCAAAAGAAAAUAAUUUUGAGAUGGACAAACCAGUUGCAGAAGUUGCACAGUUGUCCAAAGACCAAAUAUUAAAAUCAGCCUUUAUUGCUGAGGAAAAGCAUACACUUCAUGCUGACAAAACAACAACAAUUCCAGGUCUAGAUAGUCCUGAUUCAGUUCAUUCACAGAAAGAAGAGGAUCAGGUGCUUCAUUUACAGGUAAUCUGUGAUCAAGAUACUCUUCCAUCUCCGGGUAGAUGUAUUUGUGAGAAACCAAUAACUGAGCAAGCUGAUGGCAGGAAAAGCUCAACUCUUAUCCAAACAAUGUCUGUGGAUGAGCAGACAGCUGUUCAUUGUGAGCAUGUAUCACAGUUUUCUUCUGAGAAGAUAACAGAAUGUCUAAAACCACAGAAAGAGGCUCCGACCAAGAUGUAUCUUCAGUCUAUGCAGACAGAGAAUACUUUAUACAAAGAAGGAUUACUUUCAAUAGAAGAACCGGAUCAGCAAAAAGCAUCACAGAGACAAGAAAAACACCGUAAACAUGCAGUUACUACUGAGGAGAAGUUAACGUUGAUAGCAGAUUCCUCCAAAGAUCUUGAUGUUUCUGUGAAAGGGCUGAAACCUGAACACAGAAAAGAACCCAAACCUUUGAGUGUUCUUCAUGUGGUCUCCGAACCUAUGCAACUACCAAAGGAACGUCCAAUUGCUAGUUGUGAUAAAGAGCAUCAUGCACUUGUACAAAAGGAGGACCACUGGAAUAUUACGCAUGCAGCAUCAGUGUUAGACAAAUACGCAAUAGAGGAGGGUCACACAGAUAGUGUAAAUGCAGUGGAGAAGUUGACUUGCAAAGUAGAUUUCGAGCCUAAACUGUCAACACAGUCUGUGCAUAUUGAGGAACAGGCCAUAUCGACUGAAAGCUGUGCCACUCUUGAGGCUGCUGAGCAGGAUUAUGCUGUUCAUAUUCAAGAGGGUAAAUCAGUGAAGCGGUCAAUGCUAAUUGAAGAGAAGCAAACUCUGAUGGGUGAAAUAUCUCAGGAUAUUAAGAAAUCAGAGUCAACAACAAUAAAUAUUCUGACUGAGCCUUCUGAACCUCUUCUGGUGACAGAGUCUCAAGAAAGCAAAGCACUUCCCAAGGAACUCACAUUUGUGAUUCCUGCUCCAAAACUACACAGCUUGGACAUCAAGCAUCAAUUAAAAAAUGCAUUACAGUGUGCAGUGGCCUGUGAUCAGCCAUUAAUCCUGGCAGAUGUUGUAGGUCGUUUAAGAGUUGUUGAAGUGAAGGAGGUUAAGGUCCAUAAGGAACCAAAGUACGCAAUGUUCUCUUAUCUUAUUACAACUACAUCUGCCCCAAUGGAAAUAACAAUUGCUUUUGAGGGUGAAUAUCCUCAAAUAGCUGAUCUUAGGAGUGAGCUUCAGUCUGUCUUAAACUCUAUAGUUUACCAGGAACAUCAGGUCUUCACUUCAGAACAGCCUGAGACAAUGCCAGUCCUUAGACCUGAGCGGGCUCAGUUUAGAACAGCUACUUCAAAAGAGAUGCUCUCACCAGUGGUAGAGUCUGUACGGUUAACUGAAAAUGUGGAAGUGUUUGCAUCACCAAAGGGUCAGUCAGCUGCUUUGAAGACUGAAGCCAAAGAAUCUUUCCAGUAUAUAGCUGACCAGGAACAAAUUAUAGUCCAAGAGUCAAAACAUCAAGUGAUUCAGAAGGCCGUUGAAACAAAAUCUUUUAUCCGGGAAUCAAAUCAGACUGGAACACAAGAAAUGAAAUCUGUGUCAGUUCAAGAAGAUUUUGAAAGUAUCACUACUGGCAUACCAGUGCCACCAUCUCCAGCAGAAAAGCCUACAGAUGUCCUUAUUGAGAAACAGAACAGGGUAGAAUUGAUAAAAGAGGACAAAACAUUGAAAAGAACAUCAGAACAGAGUUUGGCAAAGAGAAUUGCUUUUGAAUUGCCAUUAGAAGAUAUUGCUAUGGUGGAGAACUCUGUGGUUACAUUUACUGUCCAUAUCAAAAACGUGAACCAAGUUAGCUGGUUUUUCAACGGCAAAUUGAUCAAAUCUGGCAAAGAGUUCAAAUGCUCUAAACACUUUGAUACGUAUACCUUAGUAAUCAGCAAAGUUACAAAGGAAAAACAUGAAGGGGAAUACACAUGUGAGGCUGUGAGUGAAGGUGGCAAGGCCUCAACAUCAUCGAGACUCACAAUUCUUUCAAGAGUGCCACCAGUAUUCAAGAAAAAAAUCCAUGACCUUGAAACCAAAGUUGGCAGUGCUGCGAAUUUCGAAUGCGAAAUAGAAGAUGCUCCAAACGUCAUCUUCAAAUGGUUGAAGUCUAACUCUGAACUCAGACAAAGUGAGAAGUACAGGAUCAUCAGCCACCAUACCACAUCACGUCUAGAGCUCCUGAACUCAACCAAGGAAGACGGUGGGGUGUACACUUGCUGUGCUUCCAACAAACAUGGCACUGAUAGCUGCUCUGCUAACCUGAACAUCACUGAACCAAAAAUUCCACCAACCUUCACUAAAAGGCCUCUAGAGCAUUUUGAGGAGACUGAGGGUAAAUUGGUGAAACUUGAGGGACGUGUAUCUGGAUCACAGCCACUGUCCAUCAGCUGGUACAAAGAUAACAAGCAAAUUUUCAGUUCUGGCAACUGUGAAAUGUCCUUUGAGGGCAAUGUGGCUGUGUUAUGUAUUAAGAAAUCCCAAACAUCAGAUAGUGGCACAUAUACUUGCAGUGUCUCUAAUGAAGCUGGCACUGUGUCCUACAAUGUGGUGAUAAGCAUUGCAGCAAAACAAAUGCCACCAGCCUUUGAUCUGAACCUUCAGCCUAUUACAGUGAAUGAGGGUGAGAGACUUAGCCUUAGCUGCCAUGUUUGUGGUUCUCCGCCACUCUCAAUCCAGUGGAUGAAGGACAGGAGAGAGGUGACUUCCUCUGACAAUUCCAAGAUCACAUUUGUGGAUGGCACUGCCACACUGAUCAUUGCCAAGACAUCCAGAGAUGAUGCAGGAGACUACCUAUGCAAAGCACUGAACAAUGUUGGUAGUGAUUUCUCUAAGGCCAAGGUCACCAUCAAAGCAGGAGCAGAACCUGCAGCAGCUCAAACAGCACCUUCAGCACCUCAGCCUGCUCAGAAACUGGACAACUUGUUCUUCAUUGAGGAACUUAAGAGUGUCCGUAUGGCAGAGAAGGGAACUGCGACCUUCAUCGCCAAGGUUGGCGGGGAUCCCAUUCCUAAUGUGAAAUGGAUGAAGGGCAAAUGGAGGCAGAUGACUCAUGGUGGUCGCAUUGCCAUUGUGCAGAAGGACCAAGAGUCCAAGCUGGAAAUCAGAGAUGUGACCAAAUCUGAUGCUGGCCAGUAUAGAUGUGUAGCCUCAAACGAACAUGGACAAAUCGAAUCCAGUGCUAACCUGACUGUUGAUGAGAGGAAAGAGAUUACACCUGAAAUGGUCACAUUGAAGAAGACACCAUCAAAGCAGAAAAGUCCAAAGGAGGACAAAGAUAUUGACAUCGUUGAGCUGCUAAGAAAUGUCGACCCAAAAGAGUAUGAGAAAUAUGCUCACAUGUACGGGAUUACAGACUAUCGCGGUCUUCUUCAGGCCAUUGAGCAGCUCAAGAAGGAGAAGGGUGAAGAAAGUGGAAGACCGGAACAUGGACGUAGCAGAGAAUCCGAUAAGGAAUUGAGUCGGCUUGUGGCCGAUUUGCAGAGAAGAAUGGAACAAACUGAACCCAUUACCCUGCUUAAGGACAUCAGAGAUCAGAGUACCAAAGUUAACACAGAAGCUGUGUUUGAGUGUGAAAUUAAGAUCAACUACCCAGAAAUCACACUGUCUUGGUACAAAGACUCAAAGAAGCUUGAGAACAGCAGUAAAUAUGACAUUAAAGUCAUGGGUGAUCGCCACUUUUUGAAGAUCAGGAACGUCCAGAUGAGUGACCAGGGAAAUUACCGUGUCGUCUGUGGCCCACACAUCUCCAGUGCCACACUGUCAGUUGCAGAGAGCGAUGAGAACAAGCAGAAACCUUCUCUUGCUGAUCAAAUCCAGUUCACUAAGCGCAUUCAAAACAUUGUGGUGAAGGAACGGCAGACUGCCACGUUUGAGUGCGAGUUGUCAUUUGACAAUGCAGUCGUCACAUGGUACAAAGACUCUUGGGAACUUAAAGAGAGUCCAAAAUAUGCCUUCCGAUGUGAAGGACAACGUCAUUUCAUGAUCAUCCAUAACGUAACGUCUGAGGAUGAAGGCGUAUACUCAGUGAUUGCACGACUGGAGCCCAUUGGUGAAGCUAAAAGUACAGCUGAGCUAUACCUUUCAGGCAAAGAAAUUGAUCUAGGAACAAUUUCUUAUGAUGUCUCAGAUACAACAAUACAAGUGCCCGAGGUGUCGUCUAUGAUUAGUUUUAAAGAUGAGUCAACAGAAUAUUAUCAUUAUGAAGAAAAGACUGAAGUAACAGCGUAUGAGAGUUGGACAGUGCAAGAAGAAAGAAUAAUUAAUGAAGUCACAACAACUCAAGAACGGAAGGAGCCCAUUGAAGAAACCGUAACCAAAAUGGUGGUGCAAAAGACUGAAGAAAAACCUCAUCGAGAACCUGAAGUCAUGCCCGUAGAGGAAACAGUCCCGGUAACAAUUGUGCCGGAGUCAAAACAACAACCUACACCUAAAGACAUUCUAAAACCUGCAGUUCUUGAGGCACCUAAGUCCAAACCUCAGCCGUCAACUGAACCUAAAGCGGUACCAGUAGCUGUAGCUGAGCCAGAGCGUAAAACUGAGCCGAAACCUGAGCCAAAAGCUCCGCCGAAGCCAGAUGUAAAACCUGAAACCAAGUCAGAACCUAAGAUUUCAGUUACAAAGAAACCUGAGCCCACACCAGUGAGAGCUCAUGAGGUGCUGAAAACAACAGAAACACCAAAAACAGUACCAGAUAAAAAAUCAGACCUUGCAUCAUCAGUUGCCCCUGAAAUACCAAGGGUGACAAAACCUAAACAGGAAUUGUCUGCAGCAGUGAAAGCUGAGCCAAGUAAAAAAGAAGAACCUGCCCUUGUCCCAGCAAGAAAACAAGAGACUUCACCAGUUCCACUUGAAGUGCAAAAGACAGAUGUGUUUAAAAUACCAGAACUUACACCUCCCUCUAGAGAGCUGGUAGAAGUCCAAGUGGCUAAAAAACCAGAACCUACACCUGUGUCUCAAGACAUUCGGAAACCAGAACCAAGUAGAAAGCCUGAGUUACCAUCAAUCACUAAAGCAGAGUCAGUUAUUAAAGAAGAGCCUAAAGUUGUUCUCCAGGAAGCUCCAAAAGUAAAGCCAGAGCAAAGUCAGUGUCCCCCAGAGCUACCACUAGCAAAAUCUGAACACAUCCAGGAGAAAGAACAGACACCUGAUCUUAAAAUGAAGUCUCCCCCAAAGAGAGUCUAUACAGCUCCAAAGAGACUUGAACAAACGUUAGACACAGUGGACAGUUCUGCUGAAACAGAGAAGGUGGAGCAAGUGGAUUCAAGAGAAGAUCUUUCAUCCAGAGGUCUGGACAUUGUAUGUCAGCUUGAAGAGACUCCAGAGGUUUACAUAGAGAAGAAGCUGGCUCGCGAUGAGCAAGUUUUUAAACCAGAGGAUUCAUUGAGGAAAAAGAGCUUGCUUUCUACAGAAACGGUAACAAAGAAAGAGAGCCCUGAAAUUAAGGUUGUACCAAAUAUACAAGCGAUGCAACCAGAAACCAAGAUGAUGUCUGACGCGUCUGAUGUUGUGAAAGAAGUUGAAAACCUUCCAGACUUGGUGCUCAAGAGCGAUGUGCCACAAACUAAGCCGGAAUUUGUCGAUCAAGUCGUGACACCAAAAGAGGCUGCGUCUGUGAAAGUAAUAUCCAAAGAAAAUGAGAUUAAAAUGAAGAAAGAGCUUAAAAUGCCUGAAAGAGUGCCAGUUGAUGAGAAGAAGCCAAUACCUGAGGCACCAAAGCCAACAGUGACGCCACAAAAAGUUUCUCCACCUCAAGUUAAAGAGCCAGCUGUGGAGAAGAAGGCAACCCCUGAGGCACCAAAGCCAACGGUGGUGCCAGUUGAGAAACAAGUCUCUCCAACUCAUGUUAAAGAGCCAGCCGUGGAGGAGAAGGCAACACCCGAGGCACCAAAGCCCACAGUGGUGCCAGUUGAGAAAAAAGUCUCUCCACCUCAAGUUAAAGAGCCAGCUGUGGAGAAGAAGGCAACCCCUGAGGCACCAAAGCCAACGGUGGUGCCAGUUGAGAAACAAGUCUCUCCAACUCAAGUUAAAGAGCCAGCUGUGGAGAAGAAGGCAACACCCGAGGCAUCAAAGCCCACAGUGGUGCCAGUUGAGAAAAAAGUCUCUCCACCUCAAGUUAAAGAGCCAGCCGUGGAGGAGAAGGCAACACCCGAGGCACCAAAGCCCACAGUGGUGCCAGUUGAGAAAAAAGUCUCUCCACCUCAAGAGCCAGCUGUGGAGAAGGUGGCAACACCUGAGGCACCAAAGCCACUGGUGGUCCCAAUUGAGGAAAAGGUCUCUCCACCUCAAGUGUUCCUCUUCAUGUCUAGUUUGAAAUUUUGUAAUGCAGCAGAUCUGUCCAGUAUAAUAUUAAUUCUUGACUGUGAAAUUGGCAUGCUUGUAUUUAAAGAGCCAGCUGUGGAGAAGGUGGCAACACCUGAGGCACCAAAGCCAUUGGUGGUCCCAGUUGAGAAAAAAGUCGCUCCACCUCAAGAGCCAGCUGUGGAGAAGAAGGCAACACCUGAGGCACCAAAACCCACAGUGGUGCCAGUUGAGAAAAAAGUCUCUCCACCUCAAGUUAAAGAGCCAGCUGUGGAGAAGAAGACGACCCCUGAGGUACCAAAGCCCACAGUGGUGCCAGUUGAGAAAAAAGUCUCUCCACUUCAAGAACAACCUGUGGAGAAUAAGCCGACGUAUGAGGCGCCAAAGCCAACAGAGACUCUAAUUGAGAAAACAGACUCGCCUCCUCAAGAUCACGGUCCUGUUCAAACUCCUGGGCCAGUCCAGAAAGAUGGAAAACCCAAGGAAGAGACACCAUUUGGCAGAGGCAGAGGGCUUAAACCACGCCAAACUCCAUCUCCUGGUGACCCAGGACGUGGAAGAGGGCUCAGACCCGGUGGUGGAGGUGACAAACCUCCUGGAGAGUCACCCUUUGCUUUCCAGCUUAAGGCUGUCCCUCUUAAGUUUGUGAAAGAGCUUAAAGACGUUGUGUUGCUGGAAGCUGAGUCUAUUGGUUCCUCUGCUGUGUUUGAGUGCCUGAUUUCUCCUUCUACUGCUAUAACUUCAUGGAUGAAGGAUGGAAGUAACCUGAGGGAAGGUCCAAAGCACAAGUUCACGUCUGAUGGAAAAGACCGAAAACUGGCCAUUAUUGACGUUCAACUCUCUGACAGAGGGGAAUACACAUGUGUUGCCAAACUGGGAAAUAAAGAGAAGACCUCCACUGCCAGACUUAUUGUUGAAGAGCUGCCUGUUAAAUUUACCAAGACCCUGGAGGAGGAGGUGAAUGUGCUCAAGGGACAACCCAUGUACUUGACCUGUGAGUUGAACAAAGACCGAAAUGUGGUCUGGAAAAAGGACGGCAAUGUACUCGAAUCAGUUGCUGGCAAGGUUGCCAUCAAUAUUAUUGGACUGCAACAUGCUGUGACAAUCCAGGAUGCGAAUGAUGCUGAUGCUGGGAUUUACACAUGCGAAUGUGAAAAUCUCACCACUCAAACAACUGUGAAGGUUAUGGAGAUCAUCAGAGACUGGUUGGUGAAACCACUGAGGGACCAGCACGUGAAACCAAAAGCCACUGCUACCUUCAAGUGCGAGCUCUUCAAAGACACUCCCAACUGGAAAUGGUUCAAGGGAAAUGAAGAGAUUCCAAAUGAACCUACAGAUAAGACUGAAGUCAAGAAGGAUGGAAAAGACAUCACCUUGACUAUUAAGAAUGCUCAACCAGAUGAUGUUGACGAGUAUUCCAUGGAAGUUGAGGGUAAACGAUACGCAGCAAAGCUCACACUUGGAGAGCGUGAAGCUCAGAUCCUGAAACCUCUUGCUAGUGUGGAAGUGGUUGAAAAAGAGGAGGCCAAGUUUGAUACCGAAAUCUCUGAGGAUGAUGUGCCUGGAGAAUGGAAACUUCAAGGGCAGGUCCUAACAAGAUCACCGACAUGUGAUAUCAAAGCUGAGGGAACAAAGCGCUUCCUUACUCUGAAAAAUGUUCAGCUUGAUCAGGCUGGUGAAGUUACAUACCAAGCUUUGAAUGCUAUGACGAGCGCUAUGCUUACAGUCAAAGAACUGGAAUUGGAAUUCACUGUCCCAUUGAAAGAUGUUUCUGUGCCUGAAAAGAAACAGGCCAAAUUUGAGUGUGUAAUCAAUAAGGAUGUGCCUAAAGUGAUGUGGUUUAAGGGUUCUGAUAUUAUUACAUCUGGAAAUAAUUAUGAAAUCAUUGAUGAUGGAAAAAAACACUUUUUGAUAAUAAACAAUUGUGAAUUUGAUGAUGAGGGAGAAUACACCGUUCAGGUGUUAGACAAAACAUCAACAGCAAAACUAACGGUAGAGGGUAUGAGGCUGAAGUUCAUCUCAGAAUUAAAGGAUCAAACUGUAAAGGAAACCGAAACGGCUCGGUUUGACAUCGAGCUGUCUCAUGAGAAUGUGCCACUGACUUGGUACAAAAAUGAAAUUAGAUUGCAUACAAGCAGAACAGUAAUAAUACACGUUGAAGGGACAAAGCAUAUAUUAGAACUCAAGGAAGUCACACUAGAUGAUACUUGUCAAAUAAGGGCAGAGGCUAAAGGAUUAUCAACCAAGGCUAAGCUUCUGGUUAUAGAGGCUGAUGCACGAUUCAUUACCAAGUUGCAAGACCACACUGUUGUGGAGAAAGAUGAGCUCACGCUCGACUGCGAGCUGAGCAAAGAUGUUCCUGUCAAGUGGUUCCAUAAUGAGAUUGAAAUUAAGGCCUCAAAGAUGGUUUCCAUGAAGGUUGAGGGUAAACGAAGAAUCCUCAACAUUAAGAAAGUGGAGAUGAAAAACAAAGGAGUGUAUGCAUGUGACUGUGAAACAGACAAGACAUCAGCCAACGUUAAUAUCGAAGCUCGUGAUGUGAAGGUGGUCCGGCCUAUGUAUGGGGUUGAAGUGUUCGAUGGUGAGACUGCCCGGUUUGAAGUUGAAAUCUCAGAGAAUGAUAUUCAUGGCCAAUGGAAACUAAAGGAUGAAGUCCUCACUCCUUCAGCUGAUGUUGAGAUUGUUGAGGAUGGCGCAAAACACACAUUGACACUGUACAACUGCAGAGUUGCUCAGACAGGAGAGGUCGUUUUCCAGGGAGCAAAUGCUGUGUGUGCUGCGAACCUUAAAGUAAAAGAAUUGCCCAUCACUUUCCUAACACCUUUGAGUGAUGUACAUGUAUAUGAGAAAGAUGAGGCAAGAUUUGAAUGUGAGCUGUCAAGGGAAGCAAAGACCUUCCGAUGGCUGAAGGGCUCUCAAGAGCUGAAGGCAGAUGACAGAUACGACAUUGUGACAGAGGGAAAAAGAUACGUGCUUAUUCUCAAAUCAGCUGCGUAUGAGGAUGAGGCUAAAUACAUGUUAGAAGCUGAGGACAAGAGAACCUCUGCCAAACUGGUCAUCCAAGGUAUCCGUCUUGAGUUCAUCAGAGCCAUCAAGGAUGUUACUGUAAAGGAGCGUGAGACGGCAGAAUUCAGUAUUGAACUUUCACAUGAAAAGAUUCAAGCAACCUGGUAUAAAAAUGAUGUCCGUUUGCAUCCAAGCAAAGUGGUGCACAUGUCUGAACAUGGCAAGAUCCACACUCUGUCCUUCAAGGAGGUGUCCAUUGAUGAUACUUCACUCAUUAAAGUCGAGGCUCUUGGAAAGACCUCGGAGGCCAUGCUUACAGUGCUUGAGGGAGACGCUUACUUCACGACCAAGCUACAGGACUACACAGCAGUCGAGAAGGACGAGGUUGUGUUGAAGUGUGAACUGAGCAAACGCUCUGCUGAGGUGAAGUGGUUUAAAGAUGGCACGGAGCUUAUCCCAUCCAAGAAUAUCCUUAUCAAAGCUGAUGGAAAGAAACGCAUUCUGACUAUAAGGAAAGCAGAAAAGGCAAACAUUGGUGAAUAUGUCUGUGACUGUGGGUCUGACAAAACUACAGCGAAGCUGAACAUUGAAGACCGUGACAUUAAGAUUACACGUCCACUCUACAGUGUGGAGGUUGUAGAGACGGAGACCGCCCGAUUUGAGGUAGAGAUUUCAGAAGAGGAUGUUCAUGGACACUGGAAACUCAAAGGAGAGGCUUUGCACCAAUCUGCUGACUGUGAGAUUAAAGAAGAAGCCACCAAACAUAUGCUGAUACUCUAUAAUGUACAUAUGGACAUGGCUGGUCCUGUGGACUUCAGUGCUGCCAACGCUAAAUCUAGUGCUCAUCUCAGAGUUAAAGCUCGGACAAUUCAGUUUCUGCGGCCUCUUCGGGAUAUCACAAUUACUGCUGGAGAAACGGCAACUUUUGAGUGCGAGCUUUCAUAUGAGGGCAUUGUCGUUGAAUGGUUCGUUGGAACAAGGAAAAUGGAGCCAAGUGACAUAGUGGUGACCAGAUCAGAGGGUAAACUGCACAGCCUGACUCUGAGAAACGUCGAGAUGACGGAUGCUGGUUUUGUGAAGAUAGUGGCAAAGGACUUUCAAGCCCAGGCCAUGCUUUCAGUAAAUGAGCCACCUGUUGACUUUACCAGGCCCUUGGAGGACCAGACUGUUGAAGAGGAGGCAACUGCUAUUCUGGAGUGUGAACUUUCCAGAGAAAAAGCUGAUGUCACAUGGUUCAGAGACGGGCAGGAAAUUCACAAAACAAAGAAGUAUGACAUGGUGGCUGAAGGCUGCAUAAGGAAGCUGAUAAUCAAAGACUGUACUCUUGAUGACUCCAAAGUAUACACGUGUGAUGCCAAACACUUCAAGACCUCUGCGUUCUUGAGUGUUGAGCCUCCACAUAUUGAGUUCAUGAAACCUCUUCAUGAUGUUGAGGUCAAGGAAAAGGAAUCUGCUAAAUUUGAGUGUGAAGUUUCCCGUGAAAGUGCCAAGGUCCGCUGGUACAAAGACGGCAUUGAAAUUCGAAAGGGAAAGAAGUAUGAGAUUAUUGCUAGCGGAGUGCAGCGUAUUCUCAUCAUUAGCAAGGCCGUCUUUGAUGAUGAAGCUGAAUACGAAUGCGAUGCCAGAACUGCGAAAUCUUCUGCCAUGCUUACUGUUGUUGAGGAAGAGGCUAUAUUCACAAAGAACCUGGCUAAUAUUGAAGGCACUGAAACUGAGAGUAUUAAACUGAUCUGUGAGGUGUCCAAGUUUGAUGCAGAGGUUACAUGGUAUAAAGGUGACCAGGAAUUGUUUGAGGGUGGCAGAUAUGAACAGAUUGCAGAUGGCAGAAAGAGAAUCCUUAUCAUCCAGGGCCUUCAUAUGGAGGAUGCUGGAGAGUACCACUGCAAAUUGCCCACCUCACAAACUACAGCAACACUAAAGAUCAAUGAAUUGGCAGCUGAAUUUAUUGCCAAGCCCCAGAACCAGGAGGUGGUAGAGGGUGAAAAGGCACAAUUUGUGUGCUCAGUAUCCAAAGAGACCCAUGAAGUUAAAUGGUUCAGAGGUGACGAGGAGCUUCAAACUGGGGACAAGUAUGAGUUUGUUAGUGAUGGCAAGAGAAGAGUUCUCAUUGUUAAGAACUGUGAGUUGAAGGAUGAAGGUGCCUUCAUUGCCUCCAUUGACUCUGUGAAAGCUUCUGCAGACUUGCAUGUAAUUGAAAAACUGAGGAUCAUCACUCCUAUCAAAGACACCCAAAUGAAGGAAGGACAAGAAAUUGUUCUUAACUGCGAAGUUAAUUCAGAGGGAGCUAAGGCCAAGUGGAUGAAGGAGAAUGAGACGAUGUUUGAAAGCAGCAAGUUUAUCAUGGUGCAAAGAGAUACUAUUUUCUCUCUGAGGAUCAAAGCUGCAGACAAGUCAGAUGAGGCUACAUACACCAUUACACUGAUCAACCAGCGUGGGGAACAGGUCAAAUGCUCCGCAAAAGUCAGUGUAAUAGAGGAAGAGCUCCGUAUCAUAGACCCUCUUGAGGAUCGUGAAACUGAGGAGAGGAAAACGAUCAGCUUCACUUGCAAAGUGAACAGACCAAAUGUGACUGUACAGUGGUUCAAGGGAGGAGAGGAAAUCACCUUCAGCAAACGAAUUAUUUACAGGGUGGACAAGAACAAGCACACACUAACCAUUAAAGAUUGCAUCAUGGAUGAUGAGGGUGAAUACACUGCAGCUGCUGGCACUGACAAGUCUUCAGCUGAACUGAUCAUCAGUGAGGCUCCGACUGAUUUCACCACCCAGCUCAGAGACCAGACUGUUACUGAAUUUGAGGAUGCAGAGUUUGUUUGCAAGGUUUCUAAGGAGAGGGCCACGGCUAAAUGGUACAAAAAUGGCCGUGAAAUCAGAGAAGGACCAAGAUAUCACAUGGAAAAGGAUGGAAAGACAUGCACAUUGUUCAUUAAGGAAUGCAGACCUGAUGAUGAAUGUGAAUAUGCCUGUGGAGUAGAGGACAAAAGAUCCAGGGCUCGCCUCUUUGUUGAAGAGACCCCAGUGGAAAUUGUCAGACCUCCAAAAGAUAUAUUUGAGGCCCCAGGCUCAGAUAUUUUAUUUGAGGUUGAGCUGAACAAAGAUAGGGUUGAAGUUAAAUGGAUGAGAAACAACAUGAUCAUUGUCCAAGGUGACAAAUACCAGAUGAUCAAUGAGGGCAAAGUUCACCGACUUCAGGUUUGUGAGAUCAGGCCUCGUGAUCAGGGCGAGUACAGAGUUGUCGCCAAGGAUAAAGAUGCAAGAGCCAAGCUUGAGCUUGCAGCUGUACCAAAAAUCAAGACCACAGACCAGACUCUUGUAACAGAUGCUGGAAAGCCCUUCAUGCUGACAGUUCCCUAUGAUGCUUACCCUCGUGCUGAGGCUGAAUGGUUCUUCAAUGACAUCAGCCUUCCAGUGCAAAACAUUGACACAACCACUGACAAGACAGAGUACAGGCUAAAGGACACUAAGAAGUCAGACCAGGGCCGGUAUAAAAUUGUCAUCAAGAAUAAGCAUGGUCAGGGAGAGGCUUUCAUCAAUCUGGAUGUUAUUGAUGUUCCUGGGCCUGUGAAGAAUUUGAGAGUUGUUGACACCGCUGAUGGUGAGGUCAGCUUGGCCUGGGAUGAGCCUGAGAGUGAUGGUGGCAGCAAGAUUUUGGCCUAUGUGGUUGAGAGACGUGAUGUUAAUCGCAAGGCUUGGACAUUGGCCACUAACCGGGCUGAUAUUCCAGAGUACUGUGUUGGGGGAUUGCAGAAAGACAACUUGUAUUUCUUUCGUGUGUGUGCUCGCAACAGAGUUGGCAAUGGAGAGCCAGUCUGUACAGAUGAAGCUGUCCAAGCCAAGAAUAAAUUUGAUGUUCCCGAUGCACCUCAGAAUGUCAUGGUAGGAAUUGUUAACAGGUUUGGUUGCACAGUGACUUGGCAACCACCCCUGUUUGAUGGUGGAUCUGAGAUCACGUCUUAUGUAAUUGAGCUUCGUGAUAGGACAUCUGUGAAAUGGGAGCCUGCAAUGUCAGUCCGUGCUGAGGAUCGCACAGCCACACUGAACGAUGUUGUUGAGAAUAAGGAGUAUAUAUUCCGUGUUAGAGCUGAGAAUAAAGCUGGACUUGGCAUGCCAAGUGCUGCCACUGAUCCUGUCAAGAUCAUGGAUCCCAUUGAGAGACCAAGCCCACCACUGAAUUUCGACUACACACAUCCAAAAAGAGAUUCUGUUCAGCUGGCAUGGGACAUUCCACUCAACAAUGGAGGUAGUAUGAUUACAGGAUACAUCAUUGAGAAAUGUGAAGAUGGCACAAGCAACUGGCUAAGGUGCAAUGCCAGGCUCUGCCCAGACCUUUACUAUAGGGUAUCUGGCUUGAAGUUUGGUCAGAAGUAUCACUACAGAGUAUCUGCAGAAAAUGCAGCUGGAGUUUCUGAUCCAUCUGAACAGAUUGGACCCCUCUUGGCAGAUGACCCACAUGUUGGUCCCACAAUGGAUUUGAGUGGAUUCAAAAAUGGUCUAGAAGUUUUUGUCCCCAACGCUCUUACUAUUCGUGUGCCCAUCACUGGAUACCCUACACCCAAAGCCAAGUGGAUGUUUGGUGAUAAGGAGCUUACUCCUGGAGAUCGCACCUCUAUGAUCACAAGGCCUACAUAUACUGAACUAAUCAUUACCCCCAGUGUCCGUCCAGACAAGGGAACAUACACCUUACACUUAGAGAAUGAUGUGACUUCAGUCUCUGGGGAGAUUGAAGUAAAUGUCAUUGCAUCCCCAAGUGCACCCAAAGACUUCAAGGUUGUAGAGGUGUCCAGGCAUCAUGUCCACCUUUCGUGGGAAGCGCCAGAGCAUGAUGGAGGAAGUCCUGUUAUUGGGUAUAAUAUUGAGAAGAGAGAGGUGUCUCGCAAGACGUGGGUCAAGGUGAUAUCUGGUGUGCAGGACCUUGAGCACACUGUCACAGAUGUGAUCGAGGGCAAGGAUUACUUGUUCAGUGUAACAGCUUGCAACAAAUGUGGUCCUGGGGAACCAGCAUAUACUGAUGAUGCAGUGAAUGUAUCCUCUCCAGCCACUGUGCCAGAACCACCAGAGAAUCUGAAAUGGAGAGACAAAUCUGCAAAGAGUAUUUUCCUGCACUGGGAGUCCCCUUCAUAUGAUGGUGGUGCUCCUAUAAAGGGCUACAUUGUCGAUAAAUGCCAGCGUGGCACUGACAAAUGGGAAGCAUGUUGUGAUCCAAUACCUGAACUGAAGUUUCAGGUGAAAGGUCUUCUUGAGGGACAGUGGUAUGCCUAUCGUGUGAGGGCAGUGAACAGACUUGGAGCUAGCAGACCAUGUAAGGCAACAGAUGAGAUCCUUGCUGUUGAUCCUAAAGAACCGCCAGUUAUUCAGCUGGAUGCCAAACUGCUGGCUGGUUUGACUGCCAGGGCUGGCACAAAGAUCGACCUUCCAGCAGAUGUGCUUGGAAAACCAGACCCCAGGGUGAAAUGGACCAAAGCUGACCUUAUCCUGAGGCCAGACGACCGAAUCACUAUUGACACAAAGCCUGGCCACUCUACACUCUCUAUUGCUAAGACAACGAGGGCAGACACAGCUACUUAUAUCAUUGAGGCAGUCAACACCUGCGGUCGUGCCACUGCAACAGUUGAUGUCAACAUUCUUGAUAAGCCUGGUCCCCCAGCUGCUUUUGAUAUAUCUGACAUCACCAAUGAGUCCUGUUGCCUGGCUUGGAAUGCCCCCAGAGAUGAUGGUGGAGCUCCUGUAACCAACUACAUUGUAGAAAUGAGACCUUUGGAAAAAGAGGAGUGGCAGAAGUUGUCUGCUACAGUCAAGCAGACCAUUUUUAAGGCCCGCAAACUGGUGUCUAUGAAGGAGUAUGUUUUCAGGGUAUCUGCUGAGAACCAGUACGGCAUUGGUGCUCCCACAGAGCAUGCUCCAAUUGUUGCCAAGUAUUCAUUUGAUACUCCUGGUUCCCCAAGCAGGGUGCAGCCCUCUGACAUCUCCAAGGAUGCAGUAACCUUGACCUGGUAUGAGCCUGAUGAGGAUGGCGGAAGUCCAGUCACUGGCUAUUGGGUUGAGAGGUUUGAUCCAGAAAAUGACAAAUGGAUCAAAUGCAACAAGCUGCCAGUCAAAGACACUACAUUCAGAGUGAAAGGACUGACCAAACAGAAAAAGUACAAAUUCCGUGUUCUGGCUGAGAAUCUUGCAGGACCUGGAAAACCAAGUGCUGAAACAGAUCCUAUCUUGAUUAAGGACCCAAUUGAUCCUCCAUGGGCCCCUGGCAAACCAUAUAUCAAAGACAUUGCUAAGACCUCUGCAUCGCUGCAAUGGACCAGACCAGAGCAUGACGGUGGCGCUAAAAUUGAGUCUUAUGUCAUUGAGCUCCUUAAGAGUGGAACUGAAGAAUGGGUUCGUGUGGCUGAGGAUGUGCCAGUGACGGAGCACUUGCUGAAGGGACUGAAGGAGAAGCAGGAAUACUCCUUCCGUGUCAAAGCUGUAAAUGCUGCUGGAGAGAGUGAGCCAAGUGAUCCAAGUGACCCUGUAGUGUGCAAAGACAGACUCUAUCCUCCAUCCCCACCACGCUGGCUUGAGGUGGUUAACAUUUCAAAGAUUGACUGUGAACUGAAAUGGACUGAACCAGAAAACGAUGGUGGCUCUCCUGUUACCAACUAUGUUGUUGAGAAAAGAGAUGUAAGACGCUGGACCUGGCAGACUGUGGACACUACGGUGAAAGACACAAAAUACACUGUCACUCCACUCAAUGAGGGAUCUCUAUAUGUGUUCCGUGUGGCAGCUGAGAAUGCUGUGGGUGUGAGUGAAUUCUAUGAGCUGGAGGACUCUGUUCUCGCAAAAGAUACUUUUACGACUCCUGGGCCUCCUUAUGCUUUGACUGUGGUUGCGGUAUCCAAGAGGCAUGUUGACCUGAAAUGGGAGCCUCCCAAAAGUGACGGUGGAAGACCAAUCACAAAAUAUGUUAUUGAGAAGAAGGAGAAAGUGGGCACCCGCUGGUUAAAGUCUGGAAAGACAUCAGGACCUGAAAACAAGUACAAGGUGACGGAUGUUGAUGAGGGUACCGAGGUGCAGUUCCAGGUCCGUGCUGAAAAUGAGGCUGGAGUUGGCGACCCAAGUGAACCUACAGAAAUUAUUACCAUUGAAGAUCCUAUAAGCCCACCAUCUCCUCCAAUUGAGGUUAAGAUUGUUGAUGCCAGCAGAGAGCACAUCAAUAUCACAUGGAAAGCACCAGAAAAGAAUGGGGGAAGUCCUGUUACUGGGUAUCAUGUUGAGCUGUCUGAGGCUGACACAGAUAAGUGGAUGAGGAUCAAUGCUCGUCCCAUAAAAGAGUUCAGAUUCAAGGCUGAAGAUGGCAUUAUUCCUGAGAAACAGUAUGUUCUUAGAGUCCGUGCUAUCAAUGCUGUUGGUGUCAGUGAGCCCUCUGAAAUCUCAGACAAAGUCUUUGCUAAAGAUCCAGACAGUGCACCAAAAAUUGAUUUGGAGACCCAAGACAUUGUUGUUGUUGAGGGAGAGAAGUUGUAUCUAAAGAUCCCUUAUAGAGCAAUUCCGAAGCCAUCAAUGGUUUGGAAGAAGGGUGAGGCAGAACUGAAGGCAGAUGACAGGCUGACUAUGAGAUGUGAACUCAACAGUCUUCACCUUGAGCUUCUAAAAUGCAAGCAUGAAGAUGCUGGUGUCUACACAGUCACUGUAGAAAACAGUCUGGGCUCAGCUACUGGAACAAUUAAUGUUAAAGUGAUUGGUCUGCCUGGACAAUGCAAGAGCAUCUCUCCAAGUGAAGUCACCAAGAACUCCUGUAAAAUUUCAUGGGAACCUCCAGAGAGUGAUGGUGGUAGCCCUAUUUUGCACUAUAUACUGGAGCGCAGAGAGGCUCAGAAGAAGACAUUCUUGCCUGUGAUGCCUGGAGUCAAUGUACUAAGCUUUGUAGCCAAAGACCUGAUGAUGAAUGGUGAAUAUUACUUCAGAGUUAAGGCUGUUAACAGAAUUGGUAGUGGUGAAUAUCUUGAGCUUCGCAACCCUGUCAUUACAGAGGAGCAGAAGCAGCGGCCUGACCCACCAAUUGAGGUUGAGGCACACAACCCUACCUCUCAGUCCGUUACAGUUACUUGGAAAGCCCCACCCUAUGAUGGUGGCUGUCCAAUUACUGGCUAUAUUCUGGAGAAAAUUGAGAAGGAUGGUGAUAGAUUUGUGAGAUGUGUUCCAGACCUGGUUCCUGGUUUCUCCUACACCAUCACUGGCUUGACAGAAGGCACAGAAUAUCAGUUCCGUGUUCGUGCAGAAAAUGUGGCUGGAGAAAGUGAGCCUUCCCGCAGCACUCCCCUAAUAAAGGCUGCAGAUCCUGUUGAUCCACCAAAGGUGUCACUACAUGCACGAAUUGCAUCGGGCCUGACCAUCAGGAAGGGUGAAGAGAUGAGACUAGAUGCCCACAUUUCUGGAUCACCAUACCCCACUGUGACAUGGUUCAGGAAUGAUGAGAAUGUCCAGAAGACUGUCAAGAAGAAGCCACAAUUCUUUGUGAAAAGGAAAAAGAAGACCAAGGCUUUUCAUCCCGAACCAGAGGAGGAGUUCUAUCCUCCACUUCCAGAUCGUUUGUCAUUUGACCGUAGCAAGAGAGGCGAGACUGCCAUGAUGGUGCGUGAGGCCGUCAGAGAUGAUCAUGGACUUUUCACCAUCAGAGUUGAGAAUACUCAUGGUUUUGCAACUGCAUCUUGUGUUGUCAAUGUUCUUGAUAAGCCUGGACCACCUGUAAACUUUGGAUUUGAUGAGCUCAGAAAAGACUCUGUCACAUGCACAUGGGAUGCACCACUUGAUGAUGGUGGCAGUGAAAUCAUCAACUAUAUCCUGGAGAAAAAAGACAACACCACAGAUGAAAUUGGUUGGGUUACUGUUACCUCAACCCAUAAAGGAUACAACUACCCUGUGACCAAACUCAUUGAAGGAAAAGAGUAUAUUUUCCGAGUGACAGCUGAAAACAAGUCUGGCUGUGGCCCACCAUGCUAUUCUGAGCCGCUUGUUGCAAAAAAUCAGUUUGAUCCUCCUGAUGCUCCUAACAUGCCCAGAAUUGGAGAGGUCACUGCCAGCAGUGUUGCUUUGUCUUGGCAUGAACCUAAGGACAAUGGUAGUCCCAUCUUGGGCUACUGGAUCGAGAGACGUGAGGUCAACAGCAAGUACUGGACCAGAGUGAACCGCAAUCUUCUCAGCGCCCUGGCACUGAAGGUUGAGGGUCUUAUGGAAGGCCUGGUUUAUGUCUUCAGAGUUUGUGCUGAAAAUCUUGCUGGCCCUGGAGAAUUCAGUGUUCCAACUGAUCCUGUGGUUGCAAUGGAUCCAAUCUUGCCUCCGGGUCCUCCUGUGCCAAGAAUUGUUGAUACUACAAAUACAACAGUUGAAAUUGCCUGGAUUCCUCCGUUGUACAAUGGUGGUGGAGAUAUUCUAGGAUAUCAUGUUGAGCGUUGCCUUGUUGGGGAGAAAGAAUGGAUUCGUAGCACUGAGUUCAGAUGCAAGGAAUGCAAGUACACCUUGACUGGACUGACGGAGGGAGCAGAUUAUAACAUUCGUGUAUAUGCUGUAAAUGAAGCUGGUCAUGGAACCCCAGGAAUGACUGAACCAGUUCAAGUGAAAGAGCCUGAACAGGCCCCAGGAAUUGAGUUUGAUAUCUCUGUAAGGAAUGGAGUUAUAAUAAAAGCUGGAGAGACUCUGCGUAUACCAGCUUAUGUUGUCGGCAGACCGAUACCAGAGGUAAAAUGGACAAAAGAUGAUGCUGAACCUGACAAAGAACGUGUGAUUAUUGAAACUGUUGGAAAAUGCAGCACUGUAAAUAUCAAGAAUGCUCUGAGAACUGACCAUGGCAAAUAUGAGAUCACAGGAACCAACCCCAGUGGAACGAAAUCUGCUUUUAUAAAGGUUGAUGUCAUGGAUGUUCCUGGACCAGUGGUUGAUCUCAAAACAGUCCAUGUCAGCAAGAAGAUGAUCUCCCUGACUUGGUCUGAUCCUGUUGAUAAUGGUGGAAGUGAUAUCAUGGGAUAUGUUGUUGAGAGAAAAGAUGCCAAAAUGCACAUCUACAGGCAACCACUGGAAAUUGCUUCAUGCAAAUGUGACAUUGUUGGCCUUCUUGAUGGUGAAGAAUAUAUGUUCAGAGUGGUUGCCAGAAACAAGUAUGGCCUUGGUGUCCCUGUUGAACUUGGACCUGUCCUAUCUGUGGAUCCUAAAGGUGUACCAUCUGCCCCAGAGAAGCUUCACUACACUGCAAGGACCAAGAACACUGUUACACUUGCUUGGCAGCCUCCUCACAGUGAUGGUGGUGCUCCCAUCAGAGGCUAUUAUGUUGAAAAGAAGCGACAAGACAGUGAUGAAUUUGAUGUUGCCAAUCAUCAGGUCUGCAAAGAUCUCACGAUUACACUCGAAAAUCUGAAUGAGAACAUGAUGUAUGACUUCAGAGUGAAGGCUGUCAAUGAGGUUGGCGAUGGUGCACCAUCCAGACCAAUAAAUGUCCAUAUUCAAGAUGAUGAGUUUGCCCCAACUGUGACUCUGUUGAAGUACUUCAAGAGCAAUACCAUAACUGUCAAGAAAGGAGCAGCCAUUGAAAUCCCUGCUGAAAUUGCUGGUCUGCCAUUGCCCACCUUUGAGUGGACAAAGAAUGGAGUUGUUCUUGAAAAACCAACUGAGACCAUGACACUUGAAUCUGAGGAGAUUAACAGACAAACUAUUAAAACCAAGAUUGCCAUUCCUGAAACCGUAAGACAAGACACAGGCUUGUACAAAUUAGCUGCUACAAAUAUUCAUGGGACGGGCCAACAAAUUAUCAGAGUUGACAUUUUAGAUCGUCCCUCACCACCACAAAAUGUUGUGGUCUCUGAUAUUAAGGCUGAAUCUUGCUACCUCACUUGGAAUGCUCCAGAGGACAAUGGAGGAAGUGACCUCACCAAUUAUAUUGUUGAAAAGAGGGAUGCCAGCAAAAAGAAAUCGGACUGGGAGCAACUGACAUGUUGCAUUAUGGACAGGCGCUAUGGGGUGUACAAGCUUGAAACCUAUGGCACUUACCAGUUCCAGAUAAAAGCAGAGAACAAGUUUGGAGUCAGUGAUGGGUGUGAAUCAGAGAAAGUUGUCCUCAAGGAUCCAUAUGGUCUUCCUGGUCCACCCCAGAGACCAAGAAUCCUUGGGCAUACUUGUUCAUCUAUGCUGGUAGCUUGGGAUCCUCCAAAGGACAAUGGUGGAUCAACCAUUCAGGGCUACUGGCUUGAAAAAAGAGAAAGAGGAGCUGUAUACUGGAGUCGAGUCAACAGGGCUCCUGUAACAAAGCCAGCUGUUAAAAGCUUAGAAUACAACGUGCUGCAUCUCAUUGACGGUAUCGAGUACCAGUUCCGUGUGAUGGCACAAAAUGCUGCUGGCAUUGGUCCCCCAAGUGAGGCAACCGAAUGUGUGUUUGCCUUGGAUCCAAGCAACCCACCAAGCCAGCCAACUGCACCUCAAAUGAAAGACAAGACAACAAGCAGUGUAUCUUUAGCCUGGACUCCACCAGAUAAGGAUGGUGGAAGCCCCAUUAAAGGCUAUAUUGUUGAGGUUCAGGAUGAAGGCUCAGAAGAGUGGAGAAGAGUGAAUCAACCUGAAAAGCCCAUUCUCGCUACAUCUUACACUGUGACAGGCCUCAAAGAGAACAAGAAGUGUCGAUUCAGGAUUGUUGCUCUUAAUGCUGCUGGUGAGUCCGAACCAAGUCCCAGGACUGCUGACAUUCUGGUACAGGAUAUCCUGGAGGAACCCAUUAUUACGCUUGAAGUCUCAGCUCAUGACCUGCUUUCUUGUCAUGCUGGAACAACAAUUAAAAUCCCUGCCACCGUAUCAGGCAGACCUACUCCAAAGGUCAAAUGGGAAUAUGAUGGAACUGCCACAACAGCAAUAAAGAAUGAGCAACACACUCUUCCAGUGGAGUCCGAGGUCUCAGUGACUGAUACCACAGCAGUAGUUACUAUCCCUGAGUGUAAGCUCAAGCACUCUGGAGACUACAUCAUUACUGCUUCUAAUAAAGCUGGUACUAAAGUGGUUAAAGUCCAUGUAACAGUACUUGAUUUGCCUGGGCCACCCAAAAACCUCAAAAUCAGUGACAUCACAAGAAGUACAUGCAGACUUACAUGGAAGCCUCCAGAUAAUGAUGGUGGUGCGAGAAUCAAGAGCUACUACAUUGAGAAGAAGACAGUUGAAGGAAAAGCCUGGACAAAGGUCAACCCAGCCUGUGCCAGUCAGUCCUUGGUAGUCCCAGACCUUGCUGAGGGACAAGACUACUUGUUCCGUAUUCGGGCUGAGAAUCGCUUUGGUAUUGGGCCUGCUCUGGAAACCUUCCAAAGGACAAGAGCAAAGGAUCCCAUCUAUCCUCCUGAUGCACCCACAAGAGUCAAAAUAGUUGAUGUAUCCAAGGGGACGGUGACGCUGACAUGGAAACCACCCAAAAAUGAUGGUGGAUCCCCUGUAACUCACUACAUUGUGGAACGACUUUGGUGGGAUUCUAGUGGAAAGCAGAAAGAGUCCUGGAGACAGUGCAAUAGACGCGACAUUGAUACCACGACCUUCAAAGUGGAGGACCUCCACGAGGGUGCUGAGUAUGAAUUCCGCGUCAAGGCUGUAAAUGAGGCUGGUGCAAGUAGACCAUCUUCUACUGCAGGACCCAUCAUCGUUAAGGACCAGACAAGGGCACCUUCCAUUGAGCUUGAAGAGUUCAUGGAAGUGGAGCAGGCUACAGAUAUCAGCAUUGUCGCUAAAAUCAAGGGAUGCCCAUUCCCCACACUUACCUGGCAGAAGGCCCCACCCCACAAAAGUGAUGCCAAGGUUGAUAUUGAAUAUGAUGAACAUAUCAAUAAGCUUGUGACUGAUGAUAGCUGCACUCUGCUGAUCCAGCAAGGCAAACGCUCAGACACUGGUCUCUAUACACUCACUGCCAGCAACAGCUUAGGCAAGGUCUCUAAAGAGAUGAGGCUGAAUGUUCUAGGACUUCCGGGACCUCCUUCCGCACCAAUCAAGUUUGAGGAGAUUCAUGCUGAAAAUAUCACCCUGUCGUGGCUACCUCCUAUAGAUGAUGGUGGCUCCAAAAUCACUAACUACACCAUAGAGAGACGUGUUGCUAAUAGAAAAACAUGGGUCCCUGUCCCAGGUGCACCCAAAGAGCGUAUGUUCACAAUUGAGGGUCUCAUGCCUGGCCAUGAGUAUCUGUUCCGCAUCAGGGCACAGAAUAAAUAUGGAGUUGGUGAACCUCUUGACAGUGAAUCAGAGGUUGCCAGAGAUAUUUUCACUAUUCCUGGCCAGUGUGAGAAACCAACCCUAUCAAGCAUUACAAUGGAUUCAAUGACUGUAAACUGGGAAGAGCCAGAUACAGAUGGUGGCAGUCCAAUUACUGGCUACUGGCUUGAACGCAAAGAGACCUCAUCAAAACGCUGGAACAGAGUUACCCGUGAUCCAAUCAGGCCCAUGCCUUUUGGCGUUUCUUACAAAGUUACAGAACUCAUUGAAGGCUGUCAGUACCUGUUCCGUGUGACUGCAAUCAAUGCAGCUGGAUGUGGACCCCCAAGUUUACCAUCUGACCCAACCAUUGCCAGAGAUCCAAUUGUUCCUCCUUCACCGCCAACCCCCAAAGUUACUGACUGGACAAAGACAACAGCUGACUUGGAAUGGAUUCCACCUCUAAAAGAUGGAGGCUCAAGGAUCGUGGGUUACUAUGUUGAAUACAAAGAGGAAGGCACAGAGGCAUGGGUUAAGGCCAAAGAUAAAGAAGUCAGAGGAACCAGAUUUGUAAUCACUGGGCUGAAAGAGAAUGGAUUUUACAAGUUUAGAGUGAUGGCAUUCAAUGCUGCUGGGGUCAGUGAACCAGGAGAAGUUUCUGAUGUUCUUGAAAUGAAGGACAACAUAAUUGCCCCAGGACUCGAACUGGAUCUCUCAAUGAAAGAGAGGAUGGUUUUCCAUGCAGGCGGCGUGAUCCGCCUCAUAGCAUAUGUGUCAGGCCAGCCUGCACCUGAGAUCACUUGGAACAGAGAUAGUGGAGUUGUCCCGCCAGAGGCCACUACUGAGACCACGUCAAUCAGCACGUCAUUAGUAAUUAAGAAUUGCACUAGAAAGCAACAAGGGGUGUACAGCUUAACAGCAAAGAAUGCUGGAGGAGAGGUGAAGAGGACCGUCAUUGUUGAUGUUAUUGAUGUUCCUGGUCCAGUUGGUAUACCGUUUCAAGCAGAGAAUCUUACUACUGACUCAUGCAAAUUAACAUGGUUCUUCCCAGAGGAUGACGGUGGUUCUCCUAUAUCUAACUACGUAAUUCAGAAACGUGAAGCUGAACGCAAAGCUUGGACAGCAUGCUCAUAUAAUGCUGCUAGGCAAAAUGCUGUGGUUCAGAAUCUUGUUUUAGGUAAAGGAUACUUCUUCAGAGCUGCAGCUGAAAAUGCAGUAGGAGUUGGUCCAUUCCGUGAAACUGCAUGUGAUCUUAUCAUCAGGGAACGUCUAAGUGUACCAGACCGUCCAGAGGAAGUUGAGCCCGUGGCUGUCACUAAAGACUACAUUAGUGUCACAUGGAAGCCACCAAAGAAUGAUGGCGGUUGUGAAGUGACUUCCUACGUUCUAGAAGCACGCAUGGUUGGCAAGGACAAGUUUCUGAGAUUGACCAAAGAGAAACUGAUGAACAGGAGAUUCACCUAUGAUGGUCUCCGUGAGGGUGAAGCCUAUGAAUUCCGUGUGAGUGCAGUCAACGAGAUUGGCCAGGGCAAGCCAUCCUUCUGCAGCAAAUCAAUCAUAUGCAAAGACGAGCUUGAACCCCCAAAGAUUGAACUAGACUUCCGUGACAAAAUUAUUGUUCGUAUUGGAGAAAGCUUUGCUCUGCAGGGGCGCUACUCAGGCAAACCAGCCCCUUCUGUUACAUGGUCAAGAGAUGAUGAGGUGCUGAAGAACGAUCAACAUGUUCAGAUCAAGAGUACACUAAACACCAUGUGCCUUGGCAUUAUCAAGGCUCAACGUAAACACAGCGGCAGAUAUUGUGUCACAGUUGAAAAUUGUAUUGGGGCCCGCAAAGGAAUUUGCAAUAUCACUGUAGUUGACCGACCAGCACCACCUGAAGGUCCAGUUAUUUUUGAGAACGUUCAUAGAGACCAUAUGGUCAUUUCUUGGAAGCCUCCUCUUGAUGAUGGUGGAUCUGCAGUUUCCAACUAUAUAAUUGAGAAGAGAGAUAUUAACAGGGACAUGUGGACCACUGUAACAUCAGCCACCACAAAAACCACUUGCAAAGUGCCCAAGCUUACGGAAGGCCGUAUAUACAUCUUGAGAAUCAGUGCUGAGAAUAUGUAUGGCAUCAGCGACCCACUGGAUUCUGAAGAAAUGAAAGCCAAGGAUCUUUUCAGAGUACCAGAGGCACCUGAUGAACCUACAGUUAAAGAAGUGUACCAUGAUUCAGCCCUGGUGCUCUGGAACCGCCCUCGUGAUGGCGGCAAGCCGAUUACAAACUACUACUUAGAAAAGAAGGAGCCCUCUGCUAAGAGAUGGUCCAGGGUGACUAGAGAUCCCAUCUACCCUGCUACCCAGUACAGGGUUCAAGAUCUCACUGAAGGCUGUGAAUAUGAAUUCCGUGUCACAGCAGAAAAUGAAAUUGGUACUGGAGACCCUAGUCCUCCUUCUAAGCCGAUCUUAGCCAAGGAUCCUAUUGUUCGGCCUAGUCCACCUGUUCUACCUGAAGCUGUUGACAAAACAAAGAAUUCUGUGAGUCUGUCAUGGCGUGUUCCUCGCCAUGAUGGCAAAGGCAAAAUCUUUGGAUACCUUAUUGAGUACCAGAAGCCUGGCGCAAUUGAAUGGAUGCAGGCCAAUGACACACCAGAGUCGUGCCCGGAUACCAAGUUUGUUGUGAAGGACCUACCAGAGGGUCAAGAAUUCAGUUUCAGGAUUAUGGCUGUGAAUGCAGCUGGAAAAUCUGAGCCUGCUUAUGUAAAGGAACCAGUUAAAGUGCACGACAGACUUGAGGAGCCAGAGUUGUUGCUGGAUGCCAAUAUGUCACGGGACCAUCUUGCUAUGAUUGGAACACAUAUCACGCUAAGUGCUGUGAUUAAAGGCAUGCCGAUUCCCACUGUGUCUUGGAAGAAAGAUGGUGCCGACGUUCCUGCUCACUGUGUGAUUGAAGUCACACCAAGUGGAAGUAAACUGCACAUAAAGAAAAGUACCCGUGCUGACUGUGGAAACUAUACGAUAACCGUUCAAAAUGCAGCAGGUUCCAAGUCAGCAACGUGCACAGUGCUUGUUCUUGAUAAACCCGGCCCUCCAAGAAAGCUUACUGUCUCGGAUGUUACGAGCGAGUCAGCUUACCUAACCUGGCAAAAGCCAGAGGAUGAUGGUGGUGCUGUGAUCUCUCACUAUAUUGUGGAGAAAAAAGAUGUUGCAGCUGAGAAGUGGGUGCCAGUCUGUGCCUCGUCCAAGAAGCUUAGCCUCAUGGCUUUGUACCUAAUAGAGGGUAUUCAGUAUUUAUUCCGUGUGGCAGCAGAGAAUCAGUUUGGAAGAAGUGCAUAUGUUGAAACCAGCAAGCCUAUCAAGGCACUUGAUCCUCUCUAUCCUCCUGGCCCUCCCAAGAAUUUGCACCAUGUAGAUGCAGAAAAAACCGAAGUAUGGCUUGAAUGGGAGUGGCCUGAUCGUACUGGUGGAACUGAAAUCACUGGAUUUAUUGUUGAGCAUCAAGAAGAAGGGGCCACUGACUGGGUCACCUUCAAAACUGUCAGCGAUCCCACCUGCCAUGUUACCGGACUUGAAGAAGGAAAAACCUACAGAUUCCGUGUGAAAUCACAAAACGCAAUCGGCAUUAGCCGACCAGAUACCAGUAUACCAAUUACUUGCCAAGAGAAGACUUUGGCACCAUCUAUUGACGUUGACGUGAAGCUCAUUGAGGGUCUUACUGUAAAGGCUGGAAGCACAAUUGUACUCCCUGCAAUCAUGAAAGGAAUACCAAUUCCAACACCCAAAUGGCAAACUGAUGGCAAUGAGCUAAAAACAGAGGGCAAAUACAAGAUUGAUAAUAAAGGAAGUUCAACAGUUCUAAGCAUUGCUGACUGUGUAAGGCCAGACAGUGGAGAAUAUGCACUAACUGUUUCAAAUCCUGCAGGAAGCAAGUCAGUUGCUCUUCAUGUAACAGUACUUGAUCUUCCCGGUCCUCCACUUGGACCUGUCAACAUCCUUGAGGUUACUCCUGAUCACAUGAUUAUCCAGUGGCGUCCACCUAAAGAUGAUGGCGGCACACCUUUGAUGAACUACAUUGUUGAAAAGAAGGAUGUCAAGAAGUCUUGGGAGCCAUGGUCUGUUGUGAGUUGUGGAAGUAACAGCACCAAAGCUAAGGUUCCACGUUUACAGAAGGGUCGUGAAUAUAUUGUACGCAUUCGUGCUGAGAACAAGAUUGGCAUUGGCGCUGCUCUUGAAAGUCCUCCAACUAUUGCCAAACAUAUGUUUGAUCCACCAGGCCCUCCAGGGCCACCAACAUGUUCUGAUAUCACAGAAAAUGCUGUGACACUGUCAUGGACUCCACCAGAAACCGAUGGUGGAAGUCCAAUUAGUGGCUACAUUGUGGAACGCAGGGAGAUGACUGGUAAAUGGAUCCGUGUGAAUAAAGCACCAGUCUUGGAUAUUCAUUACAGAGUCUCUGGCCUUUUUGAGGGCAACAUCUAUGAAUUCAGAAUUUUUGCUGAAAAUGUUAUUGGUGUUAGUGAGCCUUCCUAUCCUUCAGACCAAAUAAAAAUCAAACGCCCAAUUUCUCCUCCUGGACCUCCAAGUAACAUAAGACUGAAGGACUGGAGCAAGUCCUAUGCAGAUUUGGUGUGGACCAAGCCAAAUAGAGAUGGCGGUAGCCCUGUUUUAGGCUAUGUUGUUGAAUGCCAAAAAUCCGGCUCUGCACAGUGGGACAGGAUCGGUAAGGACCUUAUCAAGCAAUGCGCAUUCAGAGUCCCGGGACUUUUUGAAGGCACAGAGUACAGAUUCCGUAUUAGAGCAUCUAAUAAAGCUGGGGAUGGAGAGCCACGAGAGCUAACAGAAACAGUACUUGCCAAAGACAUCCUCAUUCCUCCAGAAAUUACUGUUGAUGUUGCUUGUCGUGACCUCCUAACAGUUCGCGCAGGUCAGGUCAUCAAUCUUGUCGCCCGAGUUAAAGGCAGACCCGAUCCUGAAAUCACGUGGACUAAGGAUGCAAGAGCUUUAGGCAGAGACAAGCGCACAGAGAUGAUUAACAACUUUCCACUGGUUGAACUAGUCAUUCAGGAUGCUGUAAGAGGAGAUUAUGGAAAAUAUGCAAUUCAAGCUAAAAAUAUCAGUGGUCAGGCACAUGCUACAACCAUUGUUAAUGUGCUUGACAUUCCUGGAGCUUGCCAGAACUUGAAGGUUGCAUAUGUGACCAAGGACUCCUGUAUGGUGUCUUGGGAAAAUCCAGAGGACAACGGUGGCAGUGAAAUUACAAAUUACAUAAUUGAGUCCCGUCAGCCUAGUCAAAGGGGAUGGACACUUGUUUCAUCUGAUUGCACCAAACGUCUUGUGAAGGCUCCACUUGUUGAGAAUUGUGAAUACUUCUUCCGUGUUAGAGCAGAGAACAAAAUUGGUGCAGGAGCACCAACAGAAACAAAAACAGCAGUCCUUGCUGUUGACCCAGUUGAGAAACCUGGUGAGCCAGAGAAUUUCCAUAUUAGUGAAAUUGGAAAAACCUUUGUCUUCCUUAAAUGGAAGAAACCAGAACUUGAUGGUGGUAGCCGCAAUCUUGCUUAUCAUGUGGAAAAGAAACCAAAAGAAGCAGAAGAAUGGGAAAGACUCCAUAGAGGUGCUAUUAAAGAGACAUAUUUCAUGGCUGACAGAUGCAUAGAAAACCAAAUAUAUCAGUUUAGAGUACAAACAAAAAAUGAAGGAGGAGAGAGCAACUGGGUGACAACAGCUGAAGUCCUUGUAAAGGAGGAACUUGUAGUUCCUGAGCUACAUGUCAAGUUGGAAGGUGUGCUGGUAGUUAAAGCUGGAGAUUCCAUACCAAUUGAAGCAGAGGUUAAAGGCAAACCACGACCAGAGGUCAAAUGGGCUAAAGACGGUGACGCUGGAGAUAUCAAUCGCAGUCCUCGUCUACAGGUUGAAACUGGUGUUAACUUCUCUAAAUUCCUGCUUACAAAUGCAAAACGAGCAGAUGCUGGAAAAUAUACUGUCACUGCAACAAAUGCUGCUGGAACCUGCACUGCUGAGGCUAAAGUGAAUGUUCUUGACAGACCUGGACCUAUUAGAGAUCUCAAGGUGUCAGGCAUUUUGAUGGAUAGAUGCAAGUUGGAAUGGAAUGUGCCCGAAGAUGAUGGUGGAUGUGAAAUUUAUAACUACAUCAUUGAGAAAUGUGAGACAAAGAGAGGUGUCUGGUCAAUUCAUUCUUCAGCUGUUAUAAAAACUUCUGCUAUUGUAACUCGUCUAAUUGAAGGAAAUGAGUACAUCUUUAGAGUAAGGGCAGAGAACAAGAUGGGGACUGGACCUGCUGUACAAACAGAGUCUGUUAUUGCAAGGACCCAGUUCAAUAGACCUGGUGCACCAGAUGCGCCUGAGGUGACCAAAGUUGCAAAAGAUGAAAUGACAGUUUUAUGGUGCUCCCCUGACAAUGAUGGUGGAAAACCCAUCACUGGUUAUAUUCUUGAAAAGAAAGAAGAACAUGGCAUUAGAUGGACACCAGUUACUAAAUCUCCUAUUAGUGAUACACGGUUCACUGUAACAGGAUUGUUGCCUAAUCAUGCAUACCAAUUCCGUGUGAAGGCUGAGAAUGAGAUUGGAGUUGGAGAUGCAAGCAAGCCAUCGAGAACAUUCACUGCAAGGGAUCCUGUUGGUCCUCCUGGUCCUGUUGGAAACUUAAAGGUGACUGAUAGUUCAAAGACAUCAAUCACUCUUGGAUGGACAAAGCCUACACAUGAUGGUGGUGCACCACUCAUUGGAUAUGUAGUUGAGCUCCGAGUCAAGGAUACAGGCAAGAAGAGAGAUAAUGGAUGGAAGAGGUGCAACGUUGCUGCCCAACUGAUUGGAACAGAGUUCACAGUCACAAGUCUGGAUGAGAAGCUUGAGUAUGAAUUCCGUGUUUCUGCACAAAACCAGAUUGGUUUGAGUCAACCAACUAAUCUUGAGGGAGCUGUUUCUCCACGAGACAUUUUUGAGGCCCCUGAACUUGUUUUGGAUGCUGAGCUGAAGAAAGGUCUUACUGUUAGAGCUGGCUGCCCAAUAAGAAUAGUUGCAACUGUCAGGGGACGACCACCUCCUAAGGUGCUCUGGAGAAGAAUGGGAAUUGAUAAUGUUGUCAUGAAGGGUCAUGUGGAUCUCAUCGACACAAUGACAUUCCUUGUCAUCCCUGAUACCACCCGUGAUGAUUCAGGCAAAUACUCAUUGACUGUAACAAGCCCAGCAGGGGAAAAAGCUGUAUUUAUCAAUGUCAAAGUACUUGACACACCUGGACCAGUUGCUGCACUGGAGGUCACCGACAUUACAACGGUAUCUUGUGACCUCUCAUGGUCCCCACCUGAAAAUGAUGGCGGCAGUGAAGUAACUCAUUAUAUUGUUGAGAAGCGUGAAAUUGAUCGCAAGACUUGGGCAACAGUCAAAGCUGAUGUCAACAAAACGACAUUUAACGUCAGCAAUCUUGUACCAGGAGUAGAAUAUUACUUCAGAGUUACUGCAGUGAAUGAGUAUGGUCCAGGUGUUCCAAAAGCCACACAGAGAUCCUAUCUGACUUCUGAUCCUAUUAGUAAACCUGAUCCACCACAGAAAGUUGAUGUUUUGGAGAUUAACAAGAACAACGCUAAGGUGGGCUGGGUGAAACCAAUGAGGGACGGUGGAGCUAAGAUCGAUGGCUACAUAAUUGACUACCUUGAGCUUCCUGAACCCAAACCAAUCAAGGAACCGGUGGCAGAAUGGACACCAUAUACCAUUGUGAAAGAUUUAUGUAUCUCUGUUGUUGGGCUGAAGGAGGGAAGGAAAUAUCGCUUCAGAGUAGCUGCACGAAAUGUCAUGGGAGCUAGUCUUCCCACUGAAACCAAAGAAGCAUAUGAGAUUAAAGAACAAAUGUUGGAACCCAAGGUUAUCAUACCAGAGCUUGUCACCGCAAAAGCAGGUGCAAAAGUAAGAGUUGAGGCUCUUGUAUCUGGGAAGCCAGCACCUACGUGUCAGUGGAAGCGAGGAGAUGACAAUGUGGUUCCUUCAAGUCGCCUUGCAGUACACAAAUCCCAGAACAUGUGUGUGCUCAUCAUCAAAGAUGUCUCAAGAACAGAUAGUGGUCAAUACAGCCUUGUUGCAGAGAACAGCUCAGGAAAGGUGGAGCAAGUGAUGAAAAUUGUCAUUAAAGAUAUUCCUGGACCACCUCAACACCCAUUUGAAAUCAGUGACAUUGACUCUGAUGCCUGCACACUGUCUUGGAACAAGCCACUUGAAGAUGGUGGUAGCAAUAUCACUAACUAUGUGGUUGAGAAAUGUGACGUGAGCAGAGGUGACUGGGUUACUGCUCUUUCCAGUUGUGGCAAGACUGGUUGCAGACUUGGGAAACUCAUUCCUGGAAAGGAGUAUAUGUUCCGUGUUCGUGCAGAGAACCGUUUUGGAAUUUCUGACCCCAUCACAUCUGAGAGGAUGAUCGCUAAAUUCCAAUUUGAUGUUCCUGGUGAACCACUGAACUGUCGUAUUACAAAAGUAAACAAGGACUGCAUGUUUGUGGCUUGGGACAAGCCAGAAUCAGAUGGUGGCAGCCCAAUUACUGGAUAUUACAUUGAGCGAAAAGAGAGGAAUAGUCUCUUAUGGGUUAAGGCUAAUGAUUCAGUUGUGCGAACAAUGGAAUAUCCUUGUGCUGGUAUAAUUGAAGGUCUGGAAUACACUUUCAGAGUGUCUGCUAUUAACCGUGCAGGACAGGGCAAACCAAGUGCAAAGACUGAUUUUGUCACAGCAAGAACACCAGUGGAUGCUCCAGGUAAACCAGAGGUCCUUGACAUUACCAAAAAUAGUGUUUCACUGGUUUGGGCCAAACCAAAGAAUGAUGGCGGAAGCAAGAUCAUUGGAUACUAUGUUGAAGCCUUGAAGAUUCCUGGAGACAAAUGGGUGCGAUGCAACAUAAGCAGUCAGAAUGUACCUCGGGAAGAGUACACUGUAUCUGGAUUGGAUGAGGGUGCCCAGUAUCAAUUCAGGGUUAUUGCAAAAACAGCUAUUAACCUCAGCAAGCCAUCUGAAGUCAGUGACCCUGUUCUGGUGUCUUCAGAGAAUGUUCCUCCCAGAAUAGAACUGGCAAUACAGAUGAAGAAGAUGACACCAAAGAAGGCUGGGUCAGAUAUCUGCCUUGAAGCUGAAGUUUUUGGCAAACCGAUGCCAAAGGUUACAUGGAGCAAGGAUGGAAAAGUGUUAAGCCCAGAUAAAGACAUGAAGAUGUCGCAAAAGAGACACCUGUUUUGUCUAAACCUUACUGCAGUUACAAAACUCCAUACAGGGCAGUACACCAUUCUUGCUGAGAAUGCAAGUGGUUCUAAGACAGCAGACAUACAGCUCACAGUUUUGGAUGUACCAGGCCCACCUGCCUCUAUCAAAUUAGAAGAGGUACUUUCUGAUCGUGUAAAAUUGAGUUGGACAGCUCCACUUGCAGAUGGUGGAUCACCAAUUACAAACUACAUUGUGGAUAAGCGUGAGUCAAGCCGGGCUAACUGGGCCCAGGUUUCUGCUAAAAUCAGUGGUACUACAACCGAAUUUUGUGUGGAAAGGCUGAUUAUGGGUCAUGAAUACCAGUUCCGUGUACGUGCUGAAAACCGAUAUGGAGCUGGUGAUCCAAUCCUCUCAGAUCCUGUUGUUGCAAAGGACCCUUUCACUGUUCCUGGGCAAUGUGAUCCACCAAUCAUUACAAAUAUCACAAAAGAGAAGAUGACUGUAAGCUGGAAGGAGCCCUCUGAUGAUGGCAACUCUCCCAUUCUUGGAUAUAUUGUUGAGAAGCGUGAGACCAAAGAAAUAAACUGGACCAAACUGAAUAGGAAACCAUUACUUGAAAGAUCACUUCAAGUUGGAGGUCUCUCAGAAGGGGCUCAAUAUGAGUUUAGAGUUAUUGCAGUAAACAGAGCUGGUCUUGGAAAACCCAGCGAGCCAUCAACUUCUGCUGCUGCAGUUGAUCCUAUUUGUCCUCCUGGACCACCAGUUUCCCCUAAGGUUACAGACACAAGUAAUAGCACUAUUAGCUUAUCUUGGACUAAACCUGCAAAUGAUGGUGGAAGUGAAGUUUUGGGAUAUUUAGUUGAAUGCAAGAGAACAGAUGCAACGGACUGGAUCAGAUGCAAUGUCCCCAAGAACCUACAAGACACACACUAUGUUGUCACUGGACUCUUGGAGAAAUCGGAAUAUCAACUACGUGUCAGUGCUGUGAACAAAGUUGGAUUUGGUCAGCCAUGUGAAUUCCCAGAUAAACAUGUUGCAAAGGAUGUGUUUGUUCCACCUGAGGCUGAACUUGAUGCAGCGCUGAAGGACACAUUGGUGCUUCAGGCUGGUGCUCGAAUGAAACUUCAUGCCAAAAUUAAAGGCCGUCCUGUUCCGAAGGUCACGUGGGCCAAGAUGAACACCAACAUAAAGAACAGACAGGGAAUCAUCAUUAAAGCCACAGACACUGACACAAUGGUGUCUGUUGAAAGAGUUAAUAGAUAUGAUGCAGGCAAAUACAUUCUCAACCUUGAUAGUGUCAGUGGCAUGAAGAUGUACACAGUUGUUGUUAAGGUUAUUGAUACCCCAGGCCCACCAUUAAACCUCAUGGUGAAAGAGACAACAAAGGAUAGUGCAUCUAUCAUGUGGGACGAACCACUAAUUGAUGGUGGAAGUGAAAUUAUAGGUUACAUCGUAGAAAAACGUGAUGCAGAGAGAAAAGCAUGGUCCGCAGUUUCAACCAGCUGUGACAAAACAUCUUUCCAGAUUGAAGGCCUGGAGCCUGGUAGAUCCUACUACUUUAGAGUCAAGGCUCAGAAUAAGUAUGGUACUGGUGAGCCUGGUGAAACAGCAGAUGCUGUCAGAGCCUCUGAACAACCUGGACCAGUCGUGGACUUCAAGCCCUUGCUAGUAACCAGAGGCUCAUGCACUCUUUCUUGGAAGAAACCAAUUAGUGAUGGUGGUAGUCGAAUAAUUGCAUAUGUUCUUGAAGUUCUUAAUGGUGAAAACAAAUGGAAGGAGCUUCUAAGAUCCAAGAACAUGCAAUAUAGUGCGAAAGAUCUUGUUGAAGGAAGGGAAUACAAAUAUAGAGUAAUGGCAACCAAUGAUGCGGGCAGUGGUCCAGUGAAGGAGCUCUCAAUUGUGGCAAAGGAUGUUUUUGUUCAUCCCAGCUGUGAUUUACGGGAUUUGCCAAACCUGAACUACAUUGCAAAAGAGGGAAGCACUGUUCGACUUAAGAUUCCCAUCUCUGGCAAACCUGCCCCAACUGUCUCAUGGAAGAAGGGUGAAGAUGAAAAUUUAACUGACACUGGAAGAGUUUGUGUGGAAUCUACUGCUGUUAAUACAACUCUAUUGAUUCGGGACUGCCAGAGGAGUGAUGCUGGAAAAUACACCAUCACUCUUCGUAACAGUGCUGGAUCAAAAGAAUCCUCUAUCUUUGUAAGAGUUGUUGGCAAACCUGGAAUUUGUACAGGACCUAUCAAAUUUAAGGAAGUAACAGCUGAUGGAGCUACCUUAAAAUGGGGUGUUCCUAAAGAUGAUGGAGGAUCAGAAGUCACCAACUACAUUCUAGAAAAACGUGAUUCCAUUACCAAUAUGUGGGUAACUGUGUCCUCAGCAGUGGAGACAAACAGUUAUAGUGUGUCUGGUCUCCAUGAAGGAACAGAAUAUAUCUUCAGAGUUUCUGCAGAAAACAAAUAUGGAGUUGGAGAAGGUCUCAAAUCUGAACCUAUGGUUGCCAAGCAUCCAUUCAAUGUCCCUGAUGCGCCAGCUGCACCACAAAUCUUGAGCAUGCGUCAUGACUCAGCAACCUUGGCUUGGUCUGAUCCACGAAAAACAGGCGGUUCACCAAUUACAGGUUAUCAUGUGGAAUUCAAGGAAAGAAAUAGCAUGUUAUGGAAAAGAGCUAACCCAUCACCUUUAAAAAUGAGAGACUUCAAAGUAAAAGGUUUAACUGAGGGCUUGGAAUAUGAGUUUAGAGUGAUGGCUAUAAAUUUGGCUGGUGUUGGUAAGCCAAGUCCUCCAACUGAGCCAAUGGUUGCCUUGGAUCCUAUUGAUCCUCCUGGUAAACCUGAUGUAAUCAGCAUCACAAGAAGUACCGUAACACUUCAAUGGACCGAACCGCAGUAUGAUGGUGGACACAGACUUACAGGUUAUAUUGUUGAGAGACGUGACCUUCCUGCCAAGGUCUGGGUGAAAGCCAACACAGUAAAUGUCGUGGAAUGCGCAUACACUGUGACUAACUUGCAGGAGGGUUGCAAGUUCGAAUUCAGAAUCAGAGCCAAGAAUGCAGCUGGGGCAAUAAGUCCACCAUCUGAACAAACCGAUACUCUUGUAUGCAUGGAUGAAUAUGCGGCACCAACCAUUAUUAUUGACCCCACGGUAAAGGAAGGGCUAACAGUCAGAGCUGGAGACACAAUAGUCAUUACAGCAACAAGUAUUUUAGGCAAACCUGCACCAACUUCAGUCUGGUCAAAAGGAGGAAAGUACUUCAAGCCAUCAGAUAUAUGCCAGAUUGAAACUAGUCCUACGUCCUCUACUCUGUCUAUUAAAUAUGCAAGCAGAAAGGAUGCAGGGGAGUAUACCAUUACAGCAAGCAAUCCAUUUGGUGUCAAAGAAGAGACUGUCAAAGUAAAGGUGUUGGAUGUUCCUGGGCCCCCAGGACCAAUUGAAGCAAGUGGCAUAUCAUCUGAAAAGGUUACUUUGACAUGGGCACCACCUACUGAAGAUGGAGGAUCUAAAAUUGAGCAUUACUUUCUAGAAAAGAGGGAAACAACCCGUCUUCUUUGGACAAUUCUUGCAGAGAAGGUUAUUGACUGCCAUUUUGUUGCAAAUAAACUAAUCCAAGGGAAUGAAUACAUAUUCCGUGUAUCAGCUGUCAACCGUAGUGGAGCUGGCGAUUUUUCAAAUUCACAACCUGUAAAGAUGGUGGAUAAUUAUGGUCCUCCAGGUCCACCAGCAAGACCGGAGGUAGAAAAUGUUGGAGGCAGGACUGCUACAAUUACAUGGAAGAGACCAGCUGAUGAUGGAGGCAGUGAUAUCACAGGUUACGUGGUUGAGAAAAAGGAAAGAAAGGGCAUAAGGUGGUUAAGAGCAUCAAAGAAGACUGUACCUGACCUUCAGUUUGAGGUGCAGGGCCUCACAGAAGGAGAAGAGUAUCAGUUCAGAGUAACUGCUGAGAACAAGGCUGGCUUUGGGGAACCCAGUGAGCCAUCACAGCCUGUUAGAACAAAGAUCAUGGCAGAUGUACCCGGACCCCCAAUCAACCCAAGAGUCACGGAUACAACAAAAACCACAGCUGAACUGCAUUGGGGCAAACCUUUAAAUGAUGGUGGCAUGCCUGUUACAGGAUAUACUGUUGAGCACAAAAAAGAUGGAGAAGAGACAUGGGUGAAAGAUACAACUACACCUUUAAUAAUCACAGAAUUUGUUGUUCCAGGCUUGGAGACUGGAGCCAAGUAUCAUUUUAGAAUUAGUGCCAUGAAUGCAAUGGGAGUUGGGGAACCAGCACAAACAGUAGACCUUAUUGAAAUUAUUGAACGUGAAGUAAUCCCAGACCUGGAACUUGAUAUUGAAUUGAGAAAAACACUAGUUGUCAAAGCUGGAGGCUCUAUUCGCAUAUUUGUUCCAAUUAAAGGGCGUCCAACUCCAUCUGUGACUUGGACAAAGGAGGGGACUGCACUAAAAACCCGUGCAAACAUUGAUAUUACAGAGACUUACACUCUUUUAGUCAUUCCUGAUUGCAACAGACAUGAUGCUGGUAAAUAUGAUUUGACAUUAGAGAAUGCUGCUGGAAAGAAGUCAGCUUAUGUGAAUGUUAAAGUUUUGGACUCUCCCGGGCCUCCUAUCAAUCUUAAACCAAAAGCCAUUGACAAGGAAAGCAUUACACUUCAGUGGGAACCACCUCUUAUUGAUGGCGGUGCAAAGAUUACUAAUUAUAUAAUUGAAAAAAGAGAAGCUACUCGCAAAGCAUAUGCUACCGUAGUAACAAAAUGUGCCAUGUGUUCUUUAAGAGUUCCAAAUUUGUCAGAGGGGUCAGAAUAUUAUUUCAGGGUAUCUGCGGAAAAUGAAUUUGGAAUUGGUGAAGCAGCAGAAACCCUCGAUCCCAUCAGAGCAUCUCAAGCACCAAGUCCGCCUGAAACAGUCACAAUUACUGAUGUUACCAAAAACUCAGCUUGUCUUGCAUGGACCAAACCAAAACAUGAUGGGGGAAGCAGAAUCACUGGGUAUGUUAUUGAGGCUCAGAAAAGAGGAACAGACCAGUGGGCUCAUGUGACCACUGUAAAGUCAUUAGACUUUACUGUGAAGAAUUUAAAUGAAAAUGAGGAGUAUGUAUUCCAUGUUAUGGCUGUUAAUUUAUCAGGCAGAAGCCAUCCUCGUGAAAGCAAGCAUGUUGUUAUAAGAGAACAAAACACAGAACCAGAAUUUGACUUGCGGGGUAUUUGCCAGAAGACUGUCAUAGCAAAGGCUGGAGAUAACAUAAAGGUUGAGGUACCCGUAAUUGGGCGUCCUAAACCAACAGUAACAUGGCAGAAAGACCAUCAGCCUCUCAAGUUAACACAAAGGACAAUGAUUGAAAAUACCUCUACUUCGACCAUCUUGAUUAUAAAUGAAUGUUUGAGAAAUGACACUGGAGUGUAUUCAAUUACUGGGAAAAACAUAGUUGGUUCAGUUACUGAAAACAUCAUAGUCAAAGUGCAUGAUGUCCCUGGACCACCUAGGGGACCAAUAAAAUUAGACAAAAUAUCUCGUGAUUCCAUUGAGUUCUCAUGGGAUAUACCUGAAAAUGAUGGAGGUGUACCAAUCAAUAACUAUGUUAUUGAAAUAAAGGAAACCACCUCUCAGAACUGGACAGAACUGUCUUCACUGGUCAUUCGAACAACCUAUAAAGCAAUUCAUCUAACAACAGGAGUGGAAUACCAAUUUCGUGUAAAGGCCAAAAAUCGAUAUGGUACAGGUCCUCCAAUUACCUCAGAAGCUGUAGUUGCAGCUUAUCCAUUUAAGGUGCCUGGACCACCAGGCACUCCCAAGGUUGUUGAAUUCACAAAGGACGCAAUGACAGUUGGCUGGAAUGAGCCAGUUAAUGAUGGAGGAAGUGAAGUUAUUGGAUAUCAUGUUGAAAGAAAAGAGAGGAACAGCAUUGUCUGGCAUAGAAUUAGUAAAGCUCUUGUGGUGGGAAAUCUUUUCAAAACAACUGGACUAGAGUCUGGCACUGCAUACGAAUUCCGUGUGAUGGCUGAAAAUGCAGCUGGAAUUGGGAAACCAAGCAAAGCAUCUGAACCCAUGCUUGCUCUUGAUCCAGUGGAUCCACCUGGUCAGCCUAUACCAAUCUGUGUAUCUAAAAAUGCAAUCACAAUUCAGUGGACAAAGCCAGAAUAUGAUGGUGGGUUCAAGAUUACGGGUUACAUUGUGGAAAAAAGAGAUCUACCAGCUGGGCGCUGGAUAAGGGCCAACUUCACAAACAUUGUUGAAACCACCUUUACUGUUAGUGGUCUAACUAAAGAUGCAUCAUAUGAAUUCCGUGUACUUGCAAGAAAUUCAGCUGGUGCUGUUAGCAACCCAUCAGAUGCAUCAGAUCCAAUCAUUUGUAAAGAUGAUAUUGAAGAACCAAAAAUUAUGGUUGAUGUUAAAUUUAAGGAUGUUGUGCUUGUUAGGGCAGGAGAAGUCUUCAGACUUGAUGCUGAUGUUACAGGACAGCCACUGCCAUCUAUGGUUUGGACCAAAGAUGGAAAAGACAUUGAAAACACAUCUAAACUACAAAUAAAAAUGACAGACCUCACUGCUUGUUUGGUUAACAAGGACUCUCUUAGAAAAGAUGGAGGUCAAUUUGUUCUGACAGCUACUAAUGUGGGUGGAUUUGCUAAACAUAUAUUCAAUGUUAAAGUCCUUGAUAAACCAGGACCACCUAAAGGACCUCUUAUGGUUUCAGAUAUCACAGCAGAAAAAUGUUUGCUUACAUGGGCUCCGCCUGAAGAUAAUGGUGGGGCAAACAUUGAACAUUAUGUAAUUGAAAAACGUGAGUCAAGCAGACUUGCUUGGACAAAUGUGGCAACAGACCUGCAAGUGACACAGUACCAGGUAACAAAAUUACUCAAAGGAAAUGAAUACAUUUUCAGAGUCAUGGCUGUUAAUAAAUAUGGAGUUGGGGAAGCCCUUGAGUCUGACCCAACAAUUGCGGAAAACCCUUAUGUUCCACCUGAUCCUCCCCAAAUGCCUGAGAUUACAGCUGUCACAAAGGAUUCAAUGAUGCUUUGCUGGGGAGCUCCUGCAAACAAUGGUGGCAGUGAAAUCACUAACUAUAGCAUUGAGAGAAGAGACAGAAUUGGUUUACGCUGGGUUAAAUGCAACAAGAAGAAGGUAACUGACUUACAUUUCAAGGUAACUGGGCUUGUUCCAGGACAUGAAUAUGAAUUCAGAGUUUUUGCAGAAAAUGUAGCUGGAGUCAGUGCACCAAGUCCCUCAUGUCCCUAUACAACAGCCACAGAUGCACUGUUCAAACCAGGCCCACCUGGUAACCCAAGGAUUUUGGACACAACAAGUUCCUCUAUCACACUUGCAUGGAAUAAACCAUUGUAUGAUGGUGGGUCUGAAAUUACUGGAUACAUUGUUGAGACCUGUAUACCUGGAACUGAAGAGGAGGAAUGGACAAUUGUCUCUCCUAAAGAGGGACUGAAAGCAACAUCAUUUACUAUAACAACUCUUAAGGAGAAUCAGGAAUACAAAAUAAAUAUCUUAGCUGUUAACAGUGAGGGUAUUGGAGAAGCAGCAUCUGUUCCUGGAACACCUAAGGCUGAAGAAAGACUCUUACCACCAGAAAUUGACCUUGAUGCUGACCUUCGUAAGGUUGUGAACAUUAGGGCAUGUAACACCUUAAGGCUCUUUGUGCCAAUUAGAGGAAGGCCAACUCCAGAAGUCAAAUGGUCAAGGGAAAAUGAUGAACCUUUGGAUAGAGCUACAAUUGAGAACACAUCAUCUUUCACAUCCUUAGUAGUGGAAAAUGUGAAUAGAUAUGACAGUGGUAAAUAUAUUUUGACUGUGGAAAACAGCUCUGGAAGCAAAUCAGUUUCUGUGACUGUUAGAGUUCUAGAUACACCUGGUGCACCACAAAACCUUCAAAUCAGCAAAGUGACCAAGGAAUCUGUCUCACUUGUAUGGGAUCCUCCACUAAAUGAUGGUGGCACAAAGAUUAAGAACUACAUUGUUGAAAAGCGGGAGGCAACAAGAAAGGCCUAUGCUACAGUUAAUGCUAACUGUCAUAAAACAACAUGGAAUGUUGAUCAGCUUCAAGAAGGAUGCAAUUACUACUUCAGAGUACUGGCAGAGAAUGAGUAUGGUAUUGGUCUCCCUAUCGAAACCAGUGAAUCAGUCAAAGUAUCAGAAAAACCACUUCCUCCAGGAAAGAUUACACUUCAAGAUGUGACAAAGACAAGUGUCACAUUGUCUUGGGAGAAGCCUGAACAUGAUGGAGGAAGUAGAGUGGUUGCAUAUGUUGUAGAGAUGCAGAGUAAAGGCAGUGAGAAAUGGACACAGGCCAUGAUUGUCAAGGUACCUGAGGCAGUUAUUUCUGGGCUUACUCCUGGUGAACAGUACAUGUUCCGUGUUUCAGCUAGAAAUGAAAAAGGCACCAGUGAUCCUCGCCAACUUGGUGUUCCAGUGAUUGCCAAAGACCUUAUAAUUGCCCCAUCUGCCAAGUUGUUAUUUUCAACAUUUAGUGUUCUUGCUGGAGAGGAUUUGGCAAUAGAUAUUCCAUAUAUUGCUCGUCCCAAAGCUGCUGUCACAUGGGUGAAGGAUACUACACCACUUAAGCGAACAAGCAGGAUUAACUUCUCUUCCACAGACAACCAAUUGAAUCUUGUAAUCAAAGAGGCAUGUAGAGAUGAUGUUGGCCAGUAUAGCAUCAAACUUUCAAACACAGCUGGUGAGACAUCAGUGAAUAUAGGAGUAGUUGUCCUUGACAAACCUGGCCCACCAGGUGGCCCAGUGAAAGUUGAAGCAGUAACAGCUGAUAGUGUCACAAUUUCAUGGAAACCACCAGAGUAUAAUGGAGGCUGCACCAUUAAGAACUAUCUGGUGGAGAAAAGAGACACAUCCACAACAAACUGGGUAGUUGUAGCAGCAAAUCUUGCAAGAACCAAGGUAAAAGCUGGAAGACUCAAAACAGGAACUGAAUAUCAAUUUAGAAUCACUGCUGAGAACAGAUAUGGCAAAAGCCCUGUGCUUGUCUCAGAGUGUGUUAUUGCACAGUAUCCAUAUAAGCUUCCAGGACCACCUGGAACACCCUUCAUUCAUACUUCAACCAAAGAUAGUAUGGUUGUGGUGUGGAAUGAGCCAGUUAUUGAUGGAGGAAGCACAAUUUUGGGUUACCAUCUUGAACGUAAAGAGAGAAACAGCAUUCUCUGGGUUAAGCUUAAUAAGAGUAUAAUCCAGGACACAAUGUACAAGACCACAGGCCUUGAGGCAGGCCUUGAAUAUGAAUUUAGAGUGUAUGCUGAGAACAUUGUUGGUAUUGGAAAGGCAAGCAAAAUAUCAGAGGGACAUAUUGCUCGAGAUCCUUGUGAUCCUCCUGGUAUACCUGAGGCAGUUAAAAUUACAAAGAAUUCCAUCACUAUCAUGUGGUCUAAACCCGAGUAUGAUGGUGGAAGCAAGGUCACAGGCUAUAUUGUUGAAAAGAAAGAAUUACCUGAAGGACGCUGGCUGAAGGCAAACUUUACCAAUGUUAUUGAAACAGAGUAUACUGCCACAGGUCUCACAGAAGACCAGAAAUAUGAGUUUCGGGUUAUUGCAAGAAAUGCAGCAGGAGUUUUUAGCAAUCCUUCAUAUAGCACUGGACCCAUUACUGCAAAAGAUGAGAUUGAACCCCCUCGCAUCAGCCUAGACCCACAUUACACACAGACAAUUGUUGUAAAUGCAGGGGAAUCAUUUAAAAUUGAUGCAGAUGUACAUGGAAAACCAGUACCAACAAUUCACUGGAUGAAGGGAGAUCAAGAACUUGGAAACGCUAUACAUCGUGAAAUUAAAAACACCACCACUUUUGCAUGCUUAUCUGUAAAAGAGGCCAAGCUUGCUGACGGUGGCCAGUACACUCUGCUAUUAAGGAAUCCAGGUGGUGAGAAAACUGUCCAGGUCAAUGUCAAUGUUCUAGAUAAACCUGGGACACCAGAGGGUCCUAUAUCUAUUACAGGGGUUACCAGUGAACAGUGCUGCCUUACAUGGAAACCCCCAAAACAGGAUGGUGGAAGCACAAUCACUCAUUACAUUGUUGAAAGAAGAGAGACAAGCAGACUCAUCUGGACUCUUGUUGACCCCAAAGUUCAAGCUGAAACUUUGAAAAUAACAAAACUCCUUGAGGGCAAUGAAUAUAUUUUUAGGGUUUUGGCAGUGAAUAAGUUUGGAGUUGGUGAAGCACUUCUGUCUGACCCAGUUCUUAUUAAGGAUCCGUUUAUGCUUCCAGAUGCUCCAAAGGGAAUAGAGGUCUCUGAUAUCAAGAAAGAUUCAAUGGUAUUAAGUUGGGAAGCACCGUCAAGUGAUGGUGGUACUCCUAUCACUGGAUAUAUCAUUGAAAAACAGGAUAAGGAGGGUGUUAGAUGGAUUAGAUGCAACAGGACACUGGUCACAGACCUAACCUUCAAAGUCACUGGGCUCCUUGAGGCUCACCUCUAUGAAUUUAGAGUUGCAGCUGAAAAUGCUGUUGGUGUUGGUGAGCAUAGCUCAGCAACAGUAUUCUAUAAAGCUCUGGAUCCUGUGUUCAAGCCAGGUCCUCCACAUAAUCCUAAGGUGAUAGACACAACAAAAUCAUCCGUGUCACUUGUCUGGGGGAAACCUUUUUAUGAUGGUGGAUGUGAAAUACAGGGAUUUAUUGUUGAGUCCUGUGAGGAUGUCUCAAUUGCUGAAGAAUGGACUAUGUGCACCCCAGCAACUGGUGUUAAGUUAACAUGUUUUACUGUAGAAAAUCUCAAAGAAAAACAGAAAUACAAGUUCAGAGUAUGUGCAGUUAACAAGGUUGGUGUUGGUGAGCAUGCAGAUGUUGCUGGUCACAUUCAACCAGAAGAUAAGGCAGAGGAGCCAGAUCUUGAUAUUGAUCCUGAGUUUAGAAAGCUUAUCAUUAUUAAAGCUGGGGGAUCUCUCCGAAUUUUUGUUCCAAUUAGAGGACGUCCUAUACCACAAAUUAAAUGGGAGAAGGAUGAUAGCCCUAUUAAAGAGACAGCACAAGUCGAUGUCACGAGUGGUCACACUUCUCUUGUGAUUGAUAAAAUAAAUAGAAAUGACAGUGGAAAGUACACCGUGACUGCAGAAAACUCAUCUGGGGUAAAGUCUGCAACCAUCCUUGUGAAAGUUCUUGAUACACCUAGUGCUCCAGUUAACCUUAAAGUUCAAGAAAUUACAAGAGAGUCUGUCACUCUUUCGUGGGAACCCCCUGCCUUGGAUGGAGGUGCUAAGAUAAAAAAUUAUAUUGUUGAAAAGCGUGAAACUACAAGGAAAACCUUCUCAGCUGUUAUAACAAAUUGCCAUAAACUGUCAUGGAAAAUUGAACCACUUCAAGAAGGCUGUUGUUACUAUUUCAGAGUCCUUGCAGAGAACGAACAUGGUAUUGGAAUACCUGCAGAUAUUACUGAUCCUCUGAAAGUAUCAGAAGUGCCACAAUGCCCUGGAAAAUUAAGCGUUGUAGAUGUUACAAAAACAAGUGUUUCUCUUGCUUGGGAAAAACCACUGCAUGAUGGUGGCAGUAGAAUUCUUCAGUACCUUGUUGAAAUGCAAGUGAAGGGAAAUGAAAAAUGGUCUGGUUGUGCAAAUGUAAAAACAUUAGAGGCUGUUAUUAAUAACUUGAACCCAGGUGAGGAGUACACUUUCAGAGUAAUUGCUAUUAAUGAAAAAGGAAAGAGUGACCCAAGAACACUUGCAGUCCCAGUACAAGCAAAGGAUUUGGUUAUUGAACCAGAUGUGAGGCCUGCAUUUAACAAUUACAGCGUUCUUGUUGGAAAAGACCUGCAAGUUGAAGUUCCAAUUUCUGGACGCCCUAAACCAAAGGUGACAUGGAUAAAGGAUGGUGCAUCCCUUAAAUUCACAACAAGAGUGAACAUUUCAAAUACAUCACAUAGUACAAUUCUUAGCAUCAAAGAAGCUGCCAGAGAGGAUGGUGGCAUGUAUGGAAUCAAUGUCUCAAAUGUUCUUGGACAAAAAGAUGCAACAGUUGAAAUAAUCACUCUUGACAAACCAGGACCACCUUCUGGCCCUGUAAGAUUUCUUGAGGUCACAGUAUCAAGUGUUACACUGUCAUGGGAACCACCAAAGUACACGGGUGGUUGCCCAAUUUCAAACUACAUUGUACAAAAGAGAGACACAACUACCACUACAUGGGAGAAUGUUGCAGUUUCUGUGGCAAGAACGACACUGAAGGUCUCCAGACUAAAAACUGGGGCAGAGUAUCAGUUCAGGAUUAUUGCUCAAAACAGAUAUGGCAAAAGCUAUGCUUUAGAUUCACCAACUGUUGUUGCUCAGUACCCAUAUAGAGAACCAGGCCCACCUGGUACUCCCUUUGUGUCAUCUCUGUCAAGAGAUCACAUGGUUGUUGAGUGGCAUGAACCUGUUUCAGAUGGUGGCAGCAGCAUCAUUGGAUAUCACCUUGAAAGAAAAGAGAGGAACAGUAUCCUUUGGACAAAGAUAAACAAGACCUUGAUUCAAGAAACACAAUUCAAAACCAGUCCUUUGGAAGAGGGAAUUGAAUAUGAGUUCAGGGUCUAUGGUGAAAAUAUCGUUGGCAUUGGUCGGUGCAGCAAAAUCUCAGAGGGAUAUGUGGCCCGUGAUCCAUGUGACCCACCUGGCAUGCCAGAAGCUAUUCAUGCUAGCAAGAAUUCAAUAACAAUCCAGUGGACAAAACCAGAAUACGACGGAGGAAGUGUGAUAACUGGUUAUACUGUUGAAAAGCGUGAUCUGCCAGAGGGACGUUGGGUGAAAGCUAGUUUUACAAAUGUCAUUGAAACCCAAUAUACUAUUAGUGGACUUACAGAGGGAGCUAAAUAUGACUUUAGAGUAAUUGCAAAAAAUGCACAUGGCACCAUUAGCAAACCAUCUUUCAACAGUGGACCUAUUGCUGCACUGGAUGAAGUAGAGCCACCAAAGUUUUCAGUUGAUCCGGAAUAUACUCAGACCAUUAUUGUGAAUGCUGGGGAUACAUUCAAACUUGAUGCAGAUGUCCAUGGCAAACCACUGCCUACAAUGCAGUGGUACAAAGAUGACAAGAAAUUUGAAAAUACAAUGAGAUGUGAGAUCAAAAACACUGACAGCAGGGCUAUGAUUGUCUUAAAGGAUGCACUUCGACAUGAUAGUGGACACUAUACUCUUCAUCUCACCAAUGUUGCUGGCUCACAAACUGUCUCAUUUCAAGUAAAAGUACUGGACAAACCCAGUCCACCAGAAGGACCUCUUCAUGUCACAGGUGUAUCAAGCGAUAAAUGUACACUGUCAUGGCAUCCCCCACAACAUGAUGGAGGAAGCCCUAUCACUCAUUAUAUUAUUGAAAGACGUGAAACAAGCCGCCUUGCUUGGACCAUUGUCUCUAAUGUUUGUAAAGCCACAAUGUUUAAAGUGACGAACCUUCUUGAAGGCAAUGAAUAUAUCUUCCGUGUCAUGGCCGUGAACAAUUAUGGUGUUAGUGAGCCAAUUAAUACGCCAUCUGUAAUUAUGAAGACUCCAUUUAUAUCCCCUGGAUCACCACAAAUUCUGGAGGUGACUAACAUUGCCAGGGAUUCUAUGACCGUGUGCUGGAGUGCACCAGAUAAUGAUGGUGGAAGUGAAAUUAUUGGGUAUAUUAUUGAAAAGAGAGAUCGUUCUGGAAUUAAGUGGAUCCGAUGCAACAGACAAAAAGUCACUGAUGUAUGUUUCAGAGUGCAAGGCCUCAUCGAGGAUCAUGAGUAUGAGUUCAGAGUGUCAGCUGAAAAUGCAGCUGGAAUUGGUGAACCCAGCUUGCCUACAUCAUACUACAAAGCUUGUGAUCCUAAAUAUAAACCGGGCCCUCCCAUACAUGCACAUGUAAUUGAUACCACAAAGAGCUCCAUUUCAGUGGCAUGGGGAAAGCCUCUUAAUGAUGGUGGAAGUGCUAUUCAAGGAUACAUUGUUGAGAUAUGCAAAGCUGAGGAGGAUGAAUGGACUAUGUGUACUCCACCAACUGGUCUGCGUGUUAAUAAAUUUGAAAUAACCAAACUAACAGAACAACAGGAGUAUAAGAUUCAAGUAUGUGCUAUCAACAAAUUAGGCGUGGGUGAGCCUGCGGUUAUUCCUGAGUCUGUGAAACCAGAGGACAGACUUGAAAUUCCAGAAAUUCAUCUUGAUUCAGAGUUGAGGAAAGGUAUAGUUGUUCGUGCUGGGGGAUCAUUUAGAAUUAAUGUGCCUUUCAAGGGAAGACCGACACCAGAGAUAACAUGGACUAAAGAUAAAGGGGAUUUGUCAGAGAAGGCCAUAAUUGAGAAGGGUUUAAAUUUCACACAGCUUUCAACUGACUCAUGUGACAGAAAAGAUUCUGGAAAAUAUGCCGUGUCCCUUAAGAACAGUAGUGGCACUGCAUGUGAAUUUGUGUCAGUAAAAGUAUUAGAUACACCAGGAGCACCACUUAACCUGGUGGUAAAAGAUAUUAAGAAAGACUCCAUUACUCUUAUUUGGGAUCCACCACUUAUUGACGGAGGUGCAAAAAUCAAAAACUAUGUUGUUGAUAAGCGUGAAUCUACAAGAAAAGCAUACGCUAAUGUCACAACAAAGUGUAGCAAGACAAGCUUCAAGGUGGAAAAUCUUGCAGAGGGGGCCCUAUACUACUUUAGAGUUAUGGCUGAAAAUGAAUAUGGAAUUGGUCUACCAGUUGAAACCAAGACUGCAUCAAAGGCUUCUGAAGUACCUCUAUCAGUAGGAAAGAUCAUGUUGACUGAUGUCACCAAAGUAAGUGCAUCUCUAGCCUGGGAGAAACCAGAGCAUGAUGGUGGAAGCAGAAUUGUAGGCUACUUGAUUGAAAUGCAACCCAAGGGAACAGAAAAAUGGGGUGUAGCAACAUCUGUCAAAACAUGUGAAGGCACGGUCACUGGUCUUACAGCUGGUCAAGAGUACUUGUUCCGGGUUAUUGCUUAUAAUGAGACAGGAAAGAGUGAGCCAAAGCUUCUUGCUGCUCCUGUCAUUGCCAAUGACUUAAUCAUUGAACCAAGCCUUAAAGUACAGUUUAGUACAUACAGUGUCAAAUCCGGUGAUGAACUUAAAUUGGAAAUACCCGUAUUUGGACGCCCCAAGCCAAAGGUUACUUGGCUGAAGGAUGGACAAUCUCUUAAAGUGACAUCUAGAAUCAGUACUUCAAACACACCAACAUCAGCCAUUCUACAGAUUACCGAAGCCAAUAAAGAUGACUUUGGAAAGUAUGCAAUUAGUGCAACAAACAGUGCUGGUACUAUUACAGAGGAAAUUGGAAUCAUUAUCCUUGAUAAGCCUGGUCCACCAACUGGCCCUAUUAAAGUGAAAGAAGUGAGCAAUAGCUUUGUAACAAUCUCAUGGGAACCUCCGUCUUACACAGGAGGCUGCCAUGUGAAGCAUUAUAUUGUUGAAAAGCGAGACACCACCACCACAACAUGGGAAGCUGUUGCUGGAUCAGUUGCCAGGACAUCACUUAAAAUAACAAAGUUGAAAACUGGUGCUGAGUACCAGUUUAGAGUCAUUGCUGAAAACAGAUACGGUAAGAGUUCCUCUUUGGAAUCAAAGGCAAUUUUGAUUCAGUAUCCAUACAAACCUCCUGGGCCACCUGGAACUCCAUAUGUGAAAUCUGCCAACAAGGAUCAAAUGAUAAUUGAGUGGAAUGAGCCUGUCAACGAUGGUGGAAGCUCAGUAAUUGGCUACCACCUGGAAAGUAAAGAACGAACUAGUAUAUUGUGGACAAAGUUGAACAAAACUCUCAUUACUGACACCAUGUUUAAGAUAUGUAAUCUUGAGGAAGGAAUUGGUUAUGAAUUCAGAGUAUAUGCCGAGAACAUUGUUGGUGUUGGCAGAGCAAGCAAGGUUUCAGACAGCUUUGUUGCUCGUGAUCCAUGUGAUCCACCUGGUACUCCAGAAGCUAUUUCUAUUUCAAAGAACCAUGUGGUAAUACAAUGGACAAAACCUCAAUAUGAUGGUGGCAGCAAAGUGACAGGAUACAUUGUUGAAAAGAGAGACUUGCCUCAAGGCCACUGGAUGAGGGUCAAUUUUACCAAUGUGAUUGAGACUGAAUUCACAAUCACUGGCUUAACAGCAGACCAACAGUAUGAAUUUAGAGUAAUAGCAAGAAAUGCUGCAGGUAUUUUCAGUGAGCCAUCUGAAAGCACUGGUCCAAUUACCAUGACAGAUGAAAUUGAACCCCCAAGUGUUUCAAUGGAUCCUAAGUACCAGGAUGUCAUUGUUGUCAGUGCUGGAGAGAACUUAGUUCUUGAUGCAGAUAUUCAUGGAAAACCCAUUCCUGAUGUUCAGUGGCUGAAAGAAGGAAAGGAAAUAGAUAAGACACUACGUAUUGAAAUAAAAACGACACAGAAAUGUGCCACUAUUACUGUCAAAGACUGUACACGAUUAGACAGUGGUCAUUAUGACCUUGUAUUAAGAAACAGUGGUGGCACAAAAACAAUUCCCAUUACUGUGAGGGUUCUUGAUAGGCCAGGCCCUCCAACUGGACCACUAAAUGUAACUGGUAUUAUGUCUGAUAGAUGUGAUCUGGUUUGGACUGAACCUUCCCAGGAUGGUGGUGCUAAUAUUUCUCACUACAUUCUUGAGAAGAGAGAAACUAGCAGGUUAUCAUGGACUCUGGUUGAUGCAAAUAUUCACACUACCAGUUACAAAGUGACAAAUCUCCUGGCAGGUGAUGAAUAUAUUUUCAGAGUUAUGGCUAUCAAUAAAUAUGGAAUUGGUGACCCACUGGAGUCUAAGGCAAUAACUGCAUGCAACCCAUACAAGCCACCAAGUGCACCAUCAACACCAGAAGCAAGUGAGAUAACAAAAGAUUCAAUGGUUCUAUCAUGGAAUGCCCCAGAGAGUGAUGGUGGAACUGAAAUUAUUGGUUAUCACCUGGAGAAACGUGACAAAGAUGGUGUAAGAUGGACCAAGUGCAACAGACAGAAGCUUUCUGACUUGCACUUCAAAGUAACUGGUCUUUCAGAGGGACAUUUCUAUGAAUUCCGUGUGGCUGCUGAGAAUGCUGCUGGUGUGGGAGUACUAAGUGACUUAUCUCUGUUCUAUAGAGCAAUAAAUGCAACGACUCCUCCUGGUCCACCACAUCAUCCUAAAGUAACAGAUCAUACAACCUCAUCUGUGUCCCUGGCUUGGGGUAAGCCAGCCACAGAUGGUGGGGCAUAUAUCAAAGGUUAUAUUGUUGAGAUGAAAGAGGCCUGUGCAGAAGAAUGGACCACAUGUACACCUCCAGCUGGUUUACAGGCAACAUGCUUAACAGUGGAAAACCUUAAACAAAAUGCUGAGUAUAACUUCCGAGUGUGUGCCAUUAAUUCAGAAGGAGUUGGUGAACCUGCUGAUGUUCAUGGCUCUGUGACUACUAUUGAAAGAAUUGAGACACCAGAGAUUGAACUUGAUGCAAAUCUUAGAAAAGUUGUCUCUGUUCGUGCAGGUGGAUCACUUCGUCUAUUUAUUAAAAUUAGAGGUAGACCUGAACCAUCGGUCAAAUGGGAGAAGGAAGAGGGGGCUUUAACUGAGAGAGCACUUAUUGAAACUACUAGUUCAUACACCAUGCUUGUAAUUGACAAUGUCAAUAGAUUUGAUAGUGGGAAAUAUGUUUUAUCACUUGAGAAUAAGAGUGGCACGAAGUCAGCAUUUGUGAAUGUCAGGGUGCUUGACUCACCAAGUGCGCCUCAGAAUUUUGAUGUAAAGGAAAUUAAGAAAGACUCGGUGACUCUCUACUGGGAGCCUCCUCUUACUGAUGGUGGAGCCAAAAUAACCAAUUACAUUGUGGAAAAGAGAGAAUCUACAAGGAAAGCUUACACAACUGUCACAAGCAUCUGCACACAAAAUUUCUUCAAGAUAGAAGAACUUCAGGAGGGAGGAAUAUUCUAUUUCCGAGUGUGUGCUGUUAAUGAGUAUGGCUUUGGUCUGAUGGCAGAAACAAAAAAUCCAGUGAAAGUUGCUCAGGUCCCUAUGUCCCCAGGAAAGGUCACUCUUGUGGAUAUUACCAAGAACAGUGUGACUCUCACAUGGAUGAAACCUGCACAUGAUGGUGGUAGUAAAGUUAUUUGUUACAAUGUCGAAUCACAGUCAAAAGGCACAGACAACUGGGUUGCGUGUUGUACAGUGAAAGUCCUGGAAGCUACUGUGUCGAACCUUAAACCUGGUGAAACAUACUCUUUCAGGGUAAUUGCACUGAAUGAGAAAGGCAAGAGUGAACCACAAGAACUUGGUGUGCCUGUUUGUGCCAAAGACAUAGAGAUAGAGCCUUCAUUUAACCUGCUCUUCAACACUUACAGUGUUAAGGCUGGAGAUGACCUUAUUAUUGAAAUUCCCAUAAGAGGCAGACCUAAGCCAGUGGUUUCAUGGAAAAAGGAUGACCUACCUCUUAAGCAAACAACUUAUCUCACAAUAAUAAACACCAUGGUAUCAAGCAAGAUUGUAAUCAAAGAAGCUUCUAUUCAGCAUGUUGGGAAAUAUGAAAUCACCGUAGCUAAUACAGCUGGCACGAUUUCCACUGAUAUCAAUGUUGUGGUUCUUGACAAGCCAGGCCCACCAGCUGCAGUAAAGGUUGAUGCUGUGACUUCUGACUCCAUUACGCUAUCAUGGUCUCCCCCUGAAUAUGAUGGAGGAUGUUCCAUUAAUAACUAUAUUGUUGAGAAGAGGGAUACCAACACAACAGUCUGGCAGAUUGUUUCAUCAAACAUUGCCAGAACUUCAGUCAAGGUAGCUCGUCUGACUCAUGGUUCUGAAUACCAAUUCCGUAUAUAUGCAGUGAACCGCUAUGGAAAGAGUAAGCCUAUUGACUCUCCUGGGAUUACAGCAGAAUAUACAUUCAAGCAACCUGGGCCACCUGCUACUCCACGUGUGGCUCAUGCUACCAAAUCCUUCAUGCUUGUGACAUGGAAUGAACCAGUUAAUGAUGGAGGUAGCACAGUUCUUGGAUAUCACUUGGAACGCAAGGAGAGAAGCAGUAUUCUUUGGACAAAGGUGAAUAGGAUUCUCAUCAAAGAUACUGAAUUUAAAGUAACUGGCCUUGAAGAAGCUAUGUUCUAUGAGUACCGUGUAUAUGCUGAAAACAUUGCCGGCAUUGGAAAGGUCAGCAAAGUCAGUGAGGCUAUAGCUGCUAGAGAUCCAUGUGAUCAUCCUGGUCAACCAGUGGUUACAAGCAUUACUAGAUCUUCUGUUUCUCUCUCUUGGACAAAGCCUGAAUAUGAUGGAGGGGCCAAAGUUACAGGUUAUGUUAUUGAACGUAGAGAUAUUCCAGAUGGACGCUGGAUGAGAUGUAACUUUACCAAUGUUCCUGAAACAUACUUUGAUGUCACUGGUCUUACUCAAGAUCAGCAAUAUGAUUUCCGUGUCACUGCAAAGAAUGCUGCUGGACUGUUUAGUGAGCCAUCAGAUAACACAGGCCCUAUCACAGUCAAAGAUGAUGUAGAACCACCACGAAUUAUGAUGGAUGUCAAGUUUAGAGAUGUUGUGGUUGUGAAAGCAGGAGAGACCCUAAAGAUCAAUGCUGACAUUGCUGGACGCCCACUACCAGUGGCAUCAUGGUCAAAAGAUGGAAAAGAGAUUCACCUCAAUGCAAGAAUUCAGAUAUCUGCAACAGAUACUAGCACUAUGGUAGUAGUGAAAGACUGCAGAAGGAGUGAUUCUGGAAAGUAUGUCUUAAUGUUACAGAAUGCUGCUGGUACAGUGUCAAUGCCAGUGAAAUGUGUGAUCCUUGAUAAACCUGGACCUGCAGCAGGACCCUUGUCAGUAACUGAGCUCACUGCAGAGGGCUGCACACUGUCAUGGGGACCACCCCAAGAAAUUGGUGGUUCAGAAGUCACACAUUAUGUUGUUGAGAAAAGAGAGACCAGCAGUUUGGCAUGGACAAUUGUACAAGGAGAAGUGAAAAUUGGAACAUGCAAAGUCACAAAGCUCCUCAAAGGCAAUGAAUACAUAUUCAGAGUUUUGGCUGUAAAUAAAUUUGGACUUGGUGAACCUCUUGAAAGUGAACUUGUCAAAGCCUCUGAUCCAUUCACCUUUGCAGCAGCACCAACAAAUGUUGAAAUAACAAAUGUGUCCAGCGAGGAGAUGACUGUAACUUGGGCUAAGCCUGCUUCUGAUGGAGGCAGUGAAAUAUGUGGCUAUGUGAUUGAACGACGUGAGAAAUCAAGUCUUCGUUGGGUCAGAGUCAACAGGGAGCUUGUAAAAGAUGAAAGAGCUGUAGUAUCCAAACUAAGAAAAGGAAGUGAAUAUGAAUUUAGAGUUUUUGCAGAGAAUGCUGCAGGUUUAAGUCCUCCUAGUGAGCCAUCUGCUCCAGCUAUGGCAAAGGAUGCUUUACUUGUGCCAACCCCACCAUCUAAACCAAAGGUUCUUGAUUACACCAAAAGUUCAAUUUCUAUUACCUGGAACAAGCCAUUGUCAGAUGGUGGAGCACCAAUCCUUGGAUACAGAGUGGAAUACAAGAAAAUAGAGGAUGAGGAAUGGGCUGUUGCCAUUCAGAUGACAAAGAGCACUGAGUGCACUGUUUCUGGUCUUACAGCUGAUGUGGAAUAUGUCUUUGCAGUUAAAUCAAUCAACAAAAUGGGCCUGAGUGAGCAAUCUCCAGUUUCUGAGCCACAGACAGCAACAGACAGAAAGGAGGAACCAGUAUUUGAUGUUGAUAUUGAGCUGAGGAAAAUGCUGAUUGUCAAGCAUGGCAAUUCAUUCACAAUGACCAUACCAUUCAAAGGAGUACCAGUGCCUUCAGUCACAUGGAAUAAAGAAGAUGUUGACCUCAAAUCAAGAGCUACAAUUCAAACAACUGGAAAAUAUACAUCCCUGACUAUUGAAAAGGCAACAAGAAAUGACUCCGGACAAUAUACUGUUACAUUGGAUAAUGGUGUUGGAACUGCAACUUUGCCAAUGGUUGUUAAAGUUCUUGAUUCCCCAGGACCACCAGUUAAUGUGAAGAUUAAAGAUGUGACAAAAGAUUCUGCCAUGGUUACUUGGGAAGUCCCAGAGAAUGAUGGUGGUGAUGCUGUGAAAGCCUACCAUGUCGAAAAACGUGAAGCUAGCAAAAAGGCCUGGGUGUGUGUAACCAGUAACUGCCACAAUCUCAUCUAUAAGGUAGAGGACUUGCAAGAGGGUGCACUCUACUACUUCAGAGUCAUUGGAGAGAAUGAAUUUGGUAUGGGUGUACCUGCUGAAACAAAAGAUGCAACUAAAAUAACAGAAAUACCAAGCCCACCUGCCAGACUUGGAGUAGCUGAAGUUACAAAAGACAGUGUUACAAUAGUAUGGUCAAAACCAGAGUGUGAUGGUGGAAGCAGAAUUACAAGCUACCUCAUUGAUGCUCUAGAGAAGGGACAUCAAAAGUGGGUGAAGUGUGCCACUGUAAAAACCAAUACCCAUACAAUCAAAGGCUUGCGAGAAAAUGCAGAGUAUUUCUUCAGAGUUCGUGCUGAAAAUCAUGCAGGACUCAGUGAGCCAAAGGAAAUGAUAAUUCCUGUGAUUGUAAAAGAUCAACUCAAUGCCCCUGAAUUUGACAUGAAGAACUUCCCACACAACACUGUUUAUGUGAGAGCAGGAUCAAAUCUGAAGUUUGAGCUUCCUCUCACUGGCAAGCCCAUGCCAAAAGUCACAAUGACAAGAAACAAUGUUCCAGUGAGGUGUGGAAAGAGAUUUAGUUUUGAAGUAACACCAGAGAGUCUAAAUAUCAGCCUCAAAGAAAGUAUUGCAAAUGAUGCUGGAAGAUAUGACAUUGUUGCCUCAAAUACCAGUGGAACAACCAAGAUGUUCAUUAAUAUACUGGUGUUAGAUAGACCAGGUCCUCCAGUUGGUCCAGUUGAAAUCAGUGAUGUUGGAGAAACAUCACUGUGCCUAAAAUGGUUACCACCUGUGUAUGAUGGCAGUAGUCCAGUGACCAAUUAUGUUGUGCUUAGACGUGAAACAAGCACUCCAGCUUGGGUAGAGGUGUCAUCCACAGUUGCCAGGAAUGCAAUUAAAGUUACUAAAUUAACAAAGGGUGAAGAAUACCAAUUCCGAAUUAAAGCGGAGAAUCGCCUUGGUAUCAGUGAUCACAUUGAUUCUCAGACUGUCACUGUGAAACUUCCAUACACAAUUCCUGGACCACCAUCAACACCAUGGAUGAGCUUUGUUUCGAGAGAAAGCCUUACAGUUUGCUGGCAUGAACCUGUAGCAGAUGGAGGGAAUCCAGUAUUUGGAUACCAUGUCCAAAUGAAAGAAAGAAGCAGCAUUCUAUGGCAGAAAGUGAACAAGACCGCAAUCCCUGCUAAUCAAAUCAGGGUGACAAAAAUAUGCCCGGGUAUGAUUUAUGAAUUCAAGGUUGCUGCAGAAAAUGCUGCUGGUAUUGGUAAAUUCAGCAAGACAUCAGAGGAAGUACUUGCCAUUGAUGCUUGUGAACCUCCAGCAAAUGUGAGAAUCUCUGAAAUUACAAAGACCUCAGUUAGCCUUGUCUGGCAGAAGCCUCCUUUUGAUGGUGGAUCUAAGAUCACUGGCUACAUAGUUGAGAGAAGAGAUGCUCCAAAUGGCAGAUGGACAAAGGCUAACUUUACCAAUGUUAUUGAGACAAACUUCACUGUAUCAGGCUUGACACAAGAUCAGUCAUAUGAAUUUAGAGUCUUUGCCAAAAAUGCAGUUGGGUCUGUGAGCAAUCCAUCUCUCAUUGCUGGACCAGCAACUUGUGUGGACAUUUCUGGUGCCCCAGUAAUAGACCUGCCUCCUGAGUACCUAGAUGUUGUGCAAUAUAAAGCUGGAUCUUCUGUUAAGAUAAAACUGGGAAUUAUGGCUAAGCCACUGCCAACAAUUGAAUGGUUCAAGGAUGAAAAGGAAUUAGUGUCAAGUGCACAGCUAUCAAUUGAGAGCGCCACUGAUUCAUCUGCCAUUCUGAUCAAGGAUGCCACUCGUCAUAACACGGGGACAUAUGAAUUAAAGACCAAGAAUGUGUUUGGCACAGCUUCUGCCUCCAUCAGAAUAUUGAUUCUAGACAAACCAGGCCCUCCAGCUGGAAAUAUUGAAUUCAGAUCAGUAACUGCUGACACCAUAGUAAUUCGUUGGGAGCCAGUAACAGAUGACGGAGGUUCCAAAGUCACCCAUUAUAUUGUGGAGAAAAGAGAGACGAGUAGAGUUGUAUGGUCUACUGUUUCUGACUGUAUGGAGGAGUGUACAGUCUCUGUCCAGAAGCUGAUGAGAGGAGGUGAAUAUGUCUUCCGUGUCAGAGGAGUCAACAAAUUUGGGCCUGGAGAUCCUCUGGAGUCUGAACCGAUUAUUGCCAAGAAUGCAUUUGUUACUCCUGGACAACCUACCACACCAGAGGCAACAGAAAUCACUAGAACUUCCAUGAAACUUGUAUGGGAUAAACCAGGGGUGGAUGGCGGUAGCAGAGUUACAGGUUACUAUGUACAGAGACGUGACAAGAAGAAUCUGCGUUGGAUUAAAAUCUACAAAGACCCCAUUUGUGACACAACAGCAAAGGUCCAUCACCUGACUGAAGGAAAUGAAUAUCAGUAUCGUGUGUGUGCAAUCAACAGAGCUGGAGAAGGUCCAUUCUCGGAUGUUUCUGACUUUUACAAAGCAGCUGACCCGGUUGAUACACCUUCUGAGCCUACGAAGCUCAAAGUUGUUGAUUCAACUAAAACUUCAAUUACUCUUGGAUGGUCCAAGCCAGUGUAUGAUGGAGGCAGUGAAAUUACUAGCUACAUUGUGGGAAAAAGGGUUGGUGAGGAAGGAGAAUGGGCAGUAAUAAGUAAAAAAGGUGAAGUCAGAACUACUGAGUAUGUUGCUUCAGGUCUUAUGCCAGAUGUUGACUACUACUUCCGUGUAUCUGCUAUGAAUUGUGCUGGUCUUGGAGACCCAAUAGAGAUGGAGGAACCAGUCCAAGCUAAAGAUAUUCUUGAGGAAGCUGACAUUGACAAAGAUGUUGCAAUGAGAACUCAUUACAUUGUAAAAGCUGGCAAAGAUGUUGAAAUCAUGGUUCCUCUCAAAGGCAGACCUGCCCCUCGUGUUUCUUGGAAGAAACAGGACCAAAACAUUGACAAUGACCCUAAAUAUGAUAUACACAACACAGACACUUCAUCCUGCCUUGUACUUUCUCAUGUAACCCGCAAUGAUAGUGGCAAAUACACUAUUGAGCUAUCAAAUGGGGUAGGACAACCAAAAUCAUUGACACUAUCUGUAAAAGUACAGGACACUCCUUCUGCUUGUAGAAAUCUGGUCCUGAAAGAUGUCACUCGUGGAAAAGUGACCUUAUGCUGGGAACCUCCUCUUCUUGAUGGUGGUGCUGAAAUUACUAACUAUAUUGUUGAGAAAAGAGACUCUUCAAAGCGCACAUAUGCUGCUGUAACCAACACAUGUAUGGAAAUGACAUAUGAAAUUGAUGAGCUCUCUGAGAAGAUAUCAUACUUUUUCCGUGUAUCAGCAGAAAACGAGAAUGGAGUUGGUGAGCCAUGUGAGACAGCAGAGCCAGUUAAAGCCACUGAGAAACCUGGUCCUGUCAAAGAUCUUGCUAUGAAAGACUCCUCAAAAACAUCAGUGAUGUUGCAGUGGAACAAACCAGAUUAUGAUGGUGGUAGCAUUAUUACUGAUUACAUAAUUGAAAAGAAACUUCAUGGUCAAGAAGAAUGGGCUCCUGCUGGAACAAACAAGCAUUGUGAGCAUGAGGUCACAAAACUUAAAGAGCUCACAGACAUGUUCUUCCGAGUCUGCUCAAAGAAUGAGAAAGGCACCAGCGAAUUUACAGAGAUUGGUCCAAUUAAAGUAAAGGAAUAUAUCAUUCCACCAGAGGCAAACCUUGAGGAGUAUCCUGAUGGACAAGUCAGUGUUCGCAUUGGUCACAAUGUACAUAUUGAGCUUCCAUACAGAGGGAAACCAAGGCCAUCGGUUAUUUGGCUAAAGGACAAUUUGCCACUGAAAGAGAGUGGAACGGUUCGCUUCAAGAAGACAGAAAACAAGGCAACUCUUAUGAUAAAGAAUGUCGAAAAAGAGAAUGGUGGUAAAUAUACACUUACACUUGACAACACCGUCUGCAGGAAAUCAUUCCAUAUACAAGUCAUUACCCUUGGAAAGCCAUCCAGACCCAUUGGACCAAUUCGUUUGGAUGAAGUCAGAUCAGAAAGUAUAAGGAUUUCUUGGGAUGAACCAAAUGAUGAUGGCGGUGGAAAAAUCACCUGCUACAGCGUUGAAAAAUGUGACACCUCCCAGCCAGAUUGGAAGAUGGCUUGUUCACAUGUUAUAGGAACUACAUUCAAUGUACCAAAUUUAAUCAAAGGAACUCAGUAUCAGUUCAGAGUAUGUGCAGAGAACAGGUACGGUGUGAGUGAACCUCUGAUUUCACAAAAUGUCAUUGCCAAGCAUGAGUUUAGACCUCCAGGUGCACCAGGCAUGCCAUUUGUCUACAAUGUCACAAACGAUGGCAUGACUAUUCAGUGGGACGCACCCAUCUUUGAUGGUGGCUGCCCAGUACUUGGUUACCAUGUUGAAAAGAAAGAGACAAACAGCAUCAUGUGGUCAAAGGUCAACCUAGUCUUGGUGACUGCAAGGGAAUAUAGAAUUCUUGGCCUUAUUGAAGGCCUGCAAUACCAAUUCAGGGUCUAUGCUCAAAAUGAUGCUGGAUAUAGUCGUAUGAGUGAUGAGAGCAAACCAACUAUGGCUGUUUCUCCUGUUGAUCCUCCUGGAACUCCUGACUAUGUUGAUAUAACUAGUGAAUCUGUGAAAUUGAAAUGGGAUGCACCUAAAAGAGAUGGUGGAAGUAAAAUUGUUGCCUACUACAUUGAGAAACGUCAGGGCCAGGGUCGCUGGUUGAAGACAAACUUCACAAAUGUAGUUGGCACAGAGUUUAUAGUGACUGGUUUAACUUGUGGUGAACGAUAUGAAUUCAGAGUUAUAGCUAGGAAUGCCAUUGGCACCAUCAGCCCACCUUCUCAGUCUUCUGGCUAUGUUCUCAUCAGAGAUGAAAGCUCUGCUCCAAAUAUUGAAUUUGGACAGGAAUACUUUGAAGGGGUUGCCAUCAAAGCAGGGGAUAGCAUCAAACUUAAAGUCACAAUUACAGGAAGACCAACACCCAGGGUCAAAUGGUUCAGGGAUGAUGUUGAACUAACUAAGAAGAUGGUAGAUAUCACAACAGCUGCUGGCUCAAGCACCCUCUUUAUUAGAGAUGCUGACCGCUCUCACCGUGGGCUCUAUACUGUAGAAGCUAAAAACCAGUGCGGAACCAAGAAAGAGCAAAUUAAAGUUGAAGUCUUUGAUACACCUGGCGAGCCUGUUGGACCAAUUGUCUUCACAAACAUCUCAGAGGGCAAAGUCACAUUUUCAUGGAAUCCACCAGAAAAUGAUGGCUGCUCUGAGGUUACUCAUUAUGUCAUUGAGAAGCGAGAGACCUCCAAAAUUUCCUGGACAUUAGUUACAGAUCACUGUGAGGAGUGUAUCUACAAUGCUACCAAACUGAUCAAGACCAAUGAGUACCAGUUCCGUGUGUCUGCUGUAAACAGAUUUGGAGUCAGUAGACCACUGGAUUCUGUUCCUGUCAUUGCCCAAAUGCAAUACACUAUUCCAGACUCUCCUGGAACUCCUGAUGCCACCAAUGCUGAUGGAGAGAGUAUUACAAUUGGAUGGACUGCACCAACAAAUGAUGGAGGAAAUGCAAUUAAACAUUACAUUGUUGAAAGACGUGAGAAGAAGACUGGGCGAUGGGUAAAGGUCUUGACUAGGAAACCAAUUACUGAGGCUGGUCACAGAGUAACACAUCUCACUGAGAAUGUGGAGUAUGAAUUCCGUGUUUAUGCUGUUAAUGAUGCUGGAGUUGGACCACCAAGUAAUAUUUCAAUGCCUAUUAAAUGUGCAGAGCCAACUGAAGAACCAGAUGGUCCUUCAAUUGUAAAUGUUACUGAUACCACCAACACAUCUGUCAGUCUGGAAUGGACCAGACCUGGCUAUGAUGGUGGCAUGGAGGUCCAUGGAUACAUCAUUGAGAUGUGCAAGGGAGCUGAAAAAGAAUGGCAUAGAGUCAAUGAAGAUCUUUGCUCUGUCACAAAGUACACUGCCACUGGUUUGGAAACAGGUGCAGAGUACAAGUUCCGCAUUACUGCAGUUAAUGCAGUUGGAAAGAGUGAACCUAAAGAGAUCUCUGAGCCAGUACAAGCAGUAGAUAGACUAUCUGCACCGGAGAUUGAUAUUGAUGCAAGCUUCCAACAGACACACGUUGUGAAAAGGGGUGGCAGUGUAUGUAUCCGUGUAGCUUUCAAAGGAAAACCAGCACCUACAGUUUCAUGGAUAAAGGCGGAUGGAGAACUGGGGGUAAUGGCUGAUGUAACUACCACAGAGACCUUCACUUGUUUGACACUGGGAAAUUGUACACGGAAUGACAGUGGCAAAUACACUCUCACUCUCGAGAACAGCAGCGGUAACAAAUCCAUCACUAUUACAGUUAAAGUGCUGGACACACCUGGAGCACCAGGUCCUUUCACUUUCAAGGAUGUUCUAAGAGGUGCCCUUACACUUAUGUGGGAGCCACCAGUCAAUGAUGGUGGUGCACGUGUUCAUCACUAUGUUGUGGAGAAGCGUGAGGCUAGCCGGCGUACAUGGACAGAAGCAGGACCUAAGUGCACUCAAACAAGCAUGAGAAUUUCGGAGCUCCUAGAAGGAGUACCCUACUUCUUUAAGGUUAUGGCGGAAAAUCAGUAUGGCCUUGGUGAGGCUUAUGAAAUGCCUGAUCCAGUUAUUGCCACUGCUGAACCAGCUCCACCAAAGAGACUGGACAUUAUUGAUACCACUGAUACAACAGUUACUCUUGCCUGGAUGAAGCCUGAACAUGAUGGUGGCAGCCGUAUCACAGCUUAUUGUGUAGAGGCUAAAGCAAAAGGAACCGAUAAAUGGGUUGUUGGAGGUUUGACCAAAAACUUAAUUCUUGUUGUUGAGGGUUUAACUGAAGGUACAGAGUACGAAUUCCGUGUCAAAGCUAAGAAUGAUGCAGGUUACAGUGUAGCUAGAGAGGCUCUCUCUUCUGUUGUUGUUAAAGAGCCCCGUAUUGAGCCAACUGCAGAUCUCAGCGGCAUUACCAACCAGCUUAUCAACUGCAAGUCUGGGAGUUCAUUUGAAAUUGAUAUUCCAAUUAGUGGCAGACCAGCACCCAAAGUCACUUGGAAGCUUGAAGAAAUGAGACUAAAAGAAACUGACAGGGUCUCAAUCAAGACCACCAAAAAUAGGACCACUCUUACACUUAAAGAAAGUAUGAGAGGUGAUGGAGGAAGGUACUUCCUUACCCUUGAGAAUGUGACUGGGACAAAGACUUUCAUUGUCACUGUCAAUGUCAUUGGCAGACCCAGUCCUCCAGAGGGGCCUAUUGAGGUUUCUUCAAUUACAGCUCAGUCUUGUGAAUUGUCAUGGAAUGAGCCUGAGGAUGAUGGUGGAACUGAAAUAACAAACUACAUUGUUGAGAAGCGUGAGUCUGGCUCAACUGCCUGGCAGCUUAUCAACUCUAGUGUGAAACGAAACUCGUUCCAUGUUUCACAUCUAACAAAGUACAUGCAGUACACGUUCCGUGUCUCAGCAGAAAACAGAUUUGGUGUGAGCAAACCAACUGAGUCUGAAACAAUUGUUGCAGAGCAUCCAUUUGUUCCACCAGGGCCUCCAACUAGACCAGAAGUGUUUGCUGUUUCUGCUAACAGCAUGAGCAUUCGUUGGGAGGAGCCAUAUCAUGAUGGUGGUAGUAAGGUCACUGGAUACUGGAUUGAGAAAAAGGAACGCAACACUAUUCUCUGGGUCAGAGAAAAUACCAUCCCCUGUUUUGAAUGUUACUACAAGGUGGAUGGCCUUAUUGAAGGUCUUGAGUACCAGUUCAGAGUGUAUGCUAUGAAUAGUGCUGGCUUCAGCAAAGCAAGUGAAGCCUCAAAGAGAGCUGUGGCUCAAAAUCCAGUUGAUCCCCCAGGCAAGCCAGAAGUAACUGAUGUGUCAAGAUCAGCAGUGUCUAUUAAAUGGUCUGUGCCUCUGAAUGAUGGUGGAAGCCCAAUUUCAGGUUACAUUGUUGAGCGUAAGCCAUAUACUGUCUCUGGAGAGGGUAGAUGGCUGAAGUGUAAUUACACUAAUGUUGCUGAUACCAAAUUCACCAUUACUGCACUGGAAGAAGGGGAAGUAUACGAGUUCCGUGUGAUUGCAAAGAAUGCUAAUGGAGUGUUCAGCAUGGCAUCGGUUUCAACAGGAGCAGUGACUUGCAAAGCUGAAUACACACCUCCAAAAGCAGAACUGGAUAGUAAACUCCUCGCGGACACAGUUACUGUCAGAGCAGGGUCAGACCUGGUUCUCGAUGCUGCUGUUGGUGGCAAACCCGAGCCAAAAGUCUGCUGGGCCAAGGGACAGAAGGAGCUAGAGCUUUGUGAGAAAUAUUCUUUGCAGUAUUCUAGCACCCGUGCUCUGGCAAUUAUCAAGUUCUGUGACAGAGAUGAUACUGGAAGGUAUGUUCUGACAGUGAAGAAUGCCAGUGGAACCAAGACAGCUGAAGUCAAUGUGAAGGUGCUUGAUACACCGGGCCCAUGCCGGGAGAUAAAAGUAAGCAAUGUAACCGAGGAGAAAUGCACUGUGUCCUGGCAAAAGCCACUAGAGGAUGGUGGUGACCCCAUUACACACUAUAUUGUGGAAAGAAGGGACACUAACAGACUUAAUUGGGUCAUCGUGGAGGCUGAAUGCAAGGCCUUCAUAUAUACCAUUACUAGACUUUUCAAGAACCAUCAAUAUAUUUUCCGUGUUAGAGGUGUAAACAAGUAUGGAGCUGGUGUGGCACUGCAGUCUUCACCCAUCUUUGCAAGAAAUUCAUUCACCAUUCCAUCACCUCCGGGAGCGCCAGAGAUUAUUGCAGUUGGAAAAGACUUCGCAACAAUUGAGUGGCUAAAACCUGAAAAUGAUGGUGGUAGUGAAGUCAUAAACUAUCUGAUUGAGAAGAAAGAGAGAAAGAGCAUCAGAUGGAUCAAGGUUAAUAAAGACUCUAUACUCAAGGACACAACCUUCAAGGUUACUGGUUUACAAGAGGGCAACAUUUAUCAGUUCCGUGUUACAGCCAUAAAUGCUGCUGGAGAUAGUGAGCCUAGUGAGGUGUCCAUGUAUGCAGUGUGCCGAGCACCAACAGGCAAACCAGAUGCUCCUUCAAUUCCACGUGUAACAGACACCCACAAGGACAGCAUUAGUCUGGCCUGGACAAGACCGAUAGAAGAUGGAGGUGCCGAUGUUCUCGGUUACAUUCUUGAAAUGAAAGAAUUAGGAACAGAGGAAUGGAUCAAGACCCAUGAGAAGACUCUGAGAGUCACAGAACACACUGUGACAGGUUUGAUAACUGGUAAAAAGUACUGCUUCAGAGUUGCUGCAGUCAAUGUCAAUGGAGCAGGUGACUUUAGUGACCCAUGUACUGAAGUAGAGCCCAUUGAAAGAAUUGAAAUACCUGAUCUUGAGCUUCCGGAUGAUCUAAAGAAGACAAUAUGCCUGAGAGCUGGAGGCUCACUGCGUCUUCAUGUAACUGUUACUGGAAGACCAGUUCCAGUUAUCACCUGGAGCAAGCCUGGUGUGGAUCUCCAAAACCGUGGAUACAUUGAAGUGACAGAUACUUCCACAACUCUGAUCAUUGACAAGAUUCAUCGCUAUGAUGCUGGAAAAUACACCCUUGAAGCCUCUAAUUCAGCUGGCAAGAAGGAUGCUAGCAUUCUUGUCAAGAUCUACGAUACACCUGGUCCACCAGGCCCCAUUAAAAUAAAGGAGCUCACAACACAGUCUGCUCACAUUACAUGGGAUGCCCCCAAGGUUGAUGGUGGAGCACCUGUUAACAAUUAUAUCAUUGAGAGAAGAGAGACAUCAAUGAGAGCCUACAAAACCAUUACUUCUAAAUGCAGCAAGACAUCAUAUAAAAUUACAGGACUGUCAGAGGGAAUGCUCUACUACUUCAGAGUGUUGCCAGAAAACAUCUAUGGCAUAGGUGAACCUCGUGAGACACCAGAUGCUGUGUUGGUGUGUGAAGUGCCACUGCCUCCAGCUAAACUUGACAUUGUAGAUGUCACAAAGUCAUCUGUUACUCUUGGAUGGGAGAAACCUAAACAUGAUGGAGGCAGCAGAAUCAUUGGCUACAUUGUUGAAGCUUGCAAGGCUGGUGUAGAUAAAUGGAUGAAAGUUGCUACUUUAAAAUUAACAGACUUUGAAUACACUCUUGAAAAACUGAAUGAAAAUGAGCAGUACCUAUUCAGGGUAUGUGCUCUCAACAGCAAAGGAAUUGGUGAACCCAAAGAAAUUGUUACUGCUGUAACAGUGCAAGAACAAAGAAUUAUGCCAAGGAUUGAUCUAUCAAGCAUUCCACAAAAGAUGAUCAGUGUUUUGGCAGGCAAACCUCUUGAACUUGAUUUACCAAUCAGUGGAAGGCCACCUCCAGUUUCCUCCUGGUACUUUAAUGACAAUAAGUUGAAGAUACAGCAACGUGUGAAGAUUCAGUCAACUGCGAAAUUCUGCAAGUUAACUGUGCUUGACACAACAAUUGAUGAUACAGGAGAAUACGUACUUGAAUUAAAGAAUAUUACAGGAAUUACUACAGAGAAGAUUAAAGUAGUCAUUCUUGACAAACCUGAUGAGCCUAAAGGACCUAUUCGUUUUGAUGAGAUAGAUGCAACCUCAGUUACAAUAAGCUGGGACCCACCAGAGAGAGAUGGAGGUGCUCCUGUAACUAACUAUGUCGUUGAACAACGUGAUGCUCAUCGUCCAGGAUGGGUACCUGUUUCUGAAUCAGUCAGCAGGCCAAGCUUUAAAUUUGACAGGUUGACAGAGGGAGACGAAUAUGUCUUCCGUGUUUCAGCGGUCAAUCGCUACGGUGCUGGAGAGUUCUUGCAGUCAGAAAUUGUUGAAUGCAGGAGUUCUAAAUCCAUUCCUGGACCACCAGGCCGCCCAGUAGUAUUUGAUGUGUCCCGGGAUGGCAUGACCGUUGCUUGGGAACCACCAGAUGAGGAUGGUGGUUUAGAGGUAGCUGGCUACAUCAUUGAGCGCAAAGAGGUCAGAGCUGACAGAUGGAUCCGUGCUAAUAAGAACCCCGUGACAAUGACAAGAUACAGAUCCACUGGUCUGAUUGAAGGCCUGGAAUAUGAGCACAGAGUCACAGCCAUCAAUGCUAGAGGUGUAGGCAAACCCAGUCUUCUGUCGAAACCAGCUGUGGCAACUGAUCCAGUCGAUCCACCUGGCUCACCUCAGAACCCGAGAAUCAUAGACACCACCAAGACAUCUGUGUCUUUGGCCUGGAAUCCACCUGAUGAGGAGGGUGGCUCUAAAGUAACUGGCUAUCUAAUUGAGAUGCAGAAGGUUGGUUCUGUAACCUGGAUUAAGUGCAAUACUACACCUACAAUGAUUUGUGAAUACACCCUGACCAAAAUGCCUCAAGGCGAGGAGUUCAAAUUCAGAGUCUUGGCUUGUAAUCCUGGUGGACCAGGUGAACCUGCUGAAGUGCCAGGAACGGUCACUGUGACAGAGAUGCUUGAACCUCCAAGCCAUGACCUUGAAGCUAAGUACAAAGAUAUACUUUUUGUCCGACAUGGAGCAGUCAUCAGACUUUCAGUUCCAAUCAAAGGCAAGCCAACACCUGUUUGCAAAUGGACAAAGGAUGGCUCUGAGGUCUCGAACCGUGCAAUGAUUGCCUCCAGUGAGGAUAUUACUGAGCUUGUUAUCAAGGAUGCUGAACGAUCUGACUCUGGUGUAUACGUUCUCCAUCUUGAAAACAAAUGUGGCAAAAAGAUGGUGCAAAUCAAGGUCAACGUUAUUGGCCGUCCAGCAGCUCCUGAAGGUCCGCUUAGAUUUGAGGAUAUUCAAGCUCAUUCUGUAAGAGUGAGCUGGAAGCCACCAAAGGAUGAUGGUGGCACAGAAAUCCUUGGCUAUAUUGUGGAACGACGUGAGGUAACAAAGGCAGCCUGGUAUACUGUUGACUCCAGAGUAGUUGACACAUCUUUGGUGGUCAAAGGUCUACAUGAAAAUACUGAAUACCACUUUAAGGUGACAGCAGAGAAUAAGUUUGGCAUCAGUGGCUCUCUUAAAUCUGAACAACCUGUUGUACCAAAGACUCCAAUUUGUGUGCCAGAAGCUUCAAGCAUACCACCAGAAAUCAUGGAUGUUACCAAGUCCUCUGCUGAUUUGGCUUGGGUUAAACCUAAAGAUGAUGGUGGAUCACAGAUCAUUGGAUACUUCAUUGAGUAUAAAGAGGUCUCAUCUGACAAAUGGGUUCGCCAUGAGAUGAGGGUUACUUCCACUAUGUACACUCUCAGCGGACUCACUACUGAUGCAGAAUAUCAGUUCCGUGUGAUUGCUGUAAAUGACAUUGGAGAGAGUGAACCUGGACCUGCAUCAGAUUCUGUCAUAUGCAAAGAUCCAUUUGACAAACCAAGUCAACCAGGGGAGGUAGACACUUCAGCUGUAACUAAAGAUUACAUAACUAUUCAAUGGGAAGCUCCUCAAUGUGAUGGUGGAAAGCCAGUUCUUGGCUAUUGGGUUGAGUACAGAAAAUCAGGGGAGAGCACUUGGAAGAAAUGUAACAGAGAGCUAUUAAAGGAAAGAGAAUUUACUCAGGGUGAUUUGCAAGAAGCCACUGAAUAUGAAUUUAGAGUGUUUGCUGAAAAUGAAACUGGAAUCAGCAGACCUCGUAGGACCGCAGCAGGAAUUAAAACUAAACUAGGUGUUGGAACUAUACCAGCCCUCAGAAAAGAGAUGGAUGAAGUUACUGCCAAGCUUGGACAGACUGCCACCCUAAAAUGUCAAAUUAUUGGAAGGCCUGUUCCACAAAUUAAGUGGUACAAACGUGGAAAGGAAAUCAAAGAGGGCCGCAAAUAUGCUGCAACCUCUGAUGGCCGCAACCAUACUUUAACUAUCUCAACAGACCAACAAAAAGAUGAAGGCCUGUACACAUGCAAGGCUGUGAAUGAAGCUGGAGAAUGUGAGACCAGUGGAACCUUGGUUCUGGAAGCAGCACCUCAAUUCCCUGCCCCACUAAAAGACAAAACCUUUGCAGGAUGUGGUACAACUGUGCGUAUUCAUGCCGUGUAUAUAGGUCGUCCUGAACCCAAAAUUAUGUGGCUUCAUGGGGCCAAACCUUUGGAGCCCUCUGAGAAUGUCAUUAUUGAGAACACAGAGCAUUACACUCACUUGAUAUUAAAGAAUGUCAAACGUAGGGUGAAUGGUGGAAAGUACAGAAUCAGGAUCAACAACCACUUUGGCUCUGCCGAUACCGUAACUCACCUUGAAAUCCUAGACAAACCUGACAUGCCUGAAGGGCCUAUUGUUCUCGAAGCUUUAUUGAAGAAUUCUGUGAUAAUAAGUUGGAAGGCAUCAAAAGAUGAUGGUGGAUCAAUGAUAACAAACUACAUUGUGGAGAAGCAUGAAGACAAAGAAGGUGCCAAGUGGCAACUUGUCUCAUCAUCUAUUACGGGCACCUCAUGUCGCAUUCCCAAUCUUGUGGAAAAUGAAGGUUACUUCUUCCGCAUUUCGGCACAAAACCGUUAUGGCAUCAGUGAACCACUGCAGACUCCAUCUGCUAUUCUUAUCAAGAGUCAAUUAGAUAAGCCAGGUGCACCUGUUAAACCUCUUGUAUCUGGAGUGACCAAGAACUCCUGCGUUGUUUCUUGGAAACCACCUCUUUUUGAUGGUGGGUCCAAGAUCAAAAGUUACAGGCUUGAAAAGAAGGACAAAAAGACAGGUGAAUGGGUUGCUGUAACCACUGAUGAGAUUCAUCAGACAGUUUAUUCAGUCAAGAGGCUUACAGAAGGCCUGGAGUAUGUUUUCCGUGUGAGAUGUGAAAACCUUGGUGGAGAGAGUGAAUACAGCGAAGAGUCAGAUCCUGUUGUUCCAAGAACAGAUGUUGAAGUGCAUGCUCCUGCCUUUAAGGAAGACCUCAGGAAUAUGAGUGUGAAGUACAAGAGCAAUGCAACAUUUGUUUGCAAGAUAACAGGACAACCCAAACCUGUGAUCAAAUGGUUCAAGCGUGGCAAAGAAAUUCAGGCAGAUGGAGUCAAACUCAAGAUCCAGGAAUUCAAGGGAGGUUAUCAUCAACUUGUCAUUGCUAAUGCUGAUGAGGAAGAUUCAACUGUCUAUCAGAUCAGAGCAACAAACCAGGGAGGCUCAAUUUCUGCAACCGUUUCUCUUGAUGUUGAAAUACCAGCAAAGAUUCAUUUACCUAAGAACCUACAACAUAAAGAGGCCCUCUGUGCUCUUCGUGGUGAAGUGGUGAACAUCAAGAUUCCAUUCAGUGGAAAACCAGAUCCAGUUAUCACUUGGCAGAAGGGACAAGAUCUUAUUGAUAACAAUGGGUAUUACCAAGUCAUUGUCACAAGAUCAUUCACAUCUCUUAUGUUUCCGAAUGGAGUGGAUCAGAAGGAUGCUGGUUUCUAUAUUGUCUGUGCGAAGAACAGAUUUGGCAUUGACCAACAAACAGUCGAACUUGAUGUUGCAGACGUCCCUGAUUCACCUCGUAGCAUCAAAGCCAGUGAUGUGUCUAGGGAUUCUGUAACACUUAAUUGGGUAGCACCUGCCAGUGAUGGAGGAAGUAGAGUUAGAAACUACAUUAUUGAGAAGUGCGCCACUACAGCAGAGAGAUGGAUCCGUGUUGCCCAGUCACGUGACACUCAUUACACUGUCACCGACCUGUUUGGAAAAACAAGCUACCAAUUCCGUGUAAUAGCCGAGAACAAAUUUGGCCAGAGUGCACCUUCUGAACCAAGUGGACCAGUUGUGACAAAAGAAGAUAAAUCAAGAGUUCUUAACUAUGAUGAGGAAGUUGAUGACAGCAGACCUGUCUUUAAGGGUAAAGCUCCUCAUUCAGAGGUUAAGAAUGUACACAACAAAUAUAUGGUCGCUGAAGAGCUCGGCCGUGGGCAGUUUGGCAUUGUGCAUCGCUGCAUUGAGAUUAGUUCUAAGAAGACAUUCCUCGCCAAAUUUGUUAAAGUAAAAAGUGCAGAUCAAGCAAUAAUAAAGAAAGAAAUUGCCACUCUAAAUGUGGCACGUCAUAAGAACUUCCUGCAACUCCAUGAAUCAUUUGACAGUCCUGAAGAACUGGUUAUGAUAUUUGAGUUUAUAUCUGGUGUUGACAUAUUUGAGCGUCUUGGCACAGCUAACUUUGAGCUCAAUGAACGUGUAAUUGUUAAUUACAUCAGACAGGUAUGUGAAGCACUUGAGUUUCUACACAGCAAGAGUUAUGGUCAUUUUGAUAUCAGGCCUGAGAAUAUAGUGUACACCACAAGAAGGGGAACUACAAUCAAGAUCAUUGAACUGGGACAAGCUAGACAUCUCACUCCUGGAGAACAAAUCAAGAUUCAGUACACAGCAGCUGAAUAUUCAGCACGUGAGAUUCAUCAAAAUGAGCUGGUCAGCACUGUCACAGACAUGUGGUCUGUUGGCGUUCUAGCAUACGUUCUCCUCAGUGGACUCAAUCCAUUCAUUGCAGAAACUAAUCAACAAAUGAUUGACAACAUCUCCAAUGCUGAAUACAGUUUUGAUGAUGAGUACUUUAAAGAGGCAAGUGUUGAGGCACUCGACUUCAUAGAUCGUCUUCUUAAUAAAGACCGUAAACAUCGUAUGACAGCUGCUGAAGCUUUGAAUCAUCCUUGGCUGACAAUGAACACAGAGGAGCUCAACAGUAAGUCAAUCAAUACCACAAGACACAAGAGAUACUACCAAGCUAUGGUGAGAAAAGAAUGGAACACUGUUGUCUCAUCUGCUCGUAUUGCAAGUGGUGGUGCUAUCAGAAGUCAGAGAGGUGUAACAGUUGCCAAAGCAAAGAUCGCACCUUUUGAACAUGGUCCAGUUGCUGGACAAAUUAAACACAGUGUUGCUGAUGAAGGUGAUGAUGUCAAAUUUAUUUGCAACAUUGAGAACUAUGAUAGCAGUACUGAGGUUACAUGGUACUGUGGAGUCCGACAACUAGAGGAAAGUGCCAAAUGUGAAAUUACCUAUGACGAGGGGCUUGCUACAAUAACUAUCAAGGGUAUCACUAGAUCAGAUGAUGGAACAUACCGAUGCAAAGUUGUCAAUGAAUACGGUGAAGACAGUGCAUAUGCGGAGCUCUUUGUUAAAGGCAUCAGAGACUAUCGCAGCUUCUUCACCGCACGUGUGGUAAAGAAAGUCAAACGCAGAAUAGACACAGCCCGUCUUCUCCAAAGACCUCCAGAAUUCACCCUUCCACUGUGCAACCGCACUGCUUACCUUGGUGAAACUGUUCGCUUUAGUGUCACCAUCACAGUACACCCUGAGCCACGUGUUACAUGGCUGAAAUCUGGGCAGAAGUUUUCCCCAGGAGAUGAUGACAGGAAAUAUACUUUUAUAAGUGACAAAGGUCUGUAUCAAUUAUUUAUUCACAAACUUGAUUCUGAUGAUGAUGCUGAAUAUACUGUGGUGGCACGCAACAGGUAUGGUGAUGAUAGCUGUAAGGCUCGUCUCACAGUGAUUCCUCGCCCUGCACCUGCUGAUAAUACACUGAGACCCAUGUUCAAGCGCCUACUGGCAAACUUGGGGUGCAAAGAGGGCCAGAGUGUACGCUUUGAGAUAAGAGUGUCAGGAUCACCGUCACUGAAAUGGGAAAAGGAUGGUACACCUUUGGCAUUUGGUCCACAGAUUGAAGUUGUUCAUGAGGGUUUGGACUACUUUGUCUUACAUAUAAGAGACACUCUUCCAGAAGAUUCUGGAACAUACAGAGUAACUGCCACUAACUCUGCUGGUUCUGCAAGUUGCCAAGCCACACUUAGGGUUGAACGUGUGACACAUGUCAAGAAGGACUUUGAGAGUGAGGAGGAUAAGAGGACGAAGCAAGCUCUAGACCAACAGCAGAUUGACAAGAAAGUACGAUUAACACAGAUUCUGACUGGUACAGAUGUCAUGCCACUUACUGCUGUAGCAAAACAGGCAUUGAGAGAGGCCACAACUAUGUUUAAGCCAGCAGUAACCACCAAAAAAGUAAAGACUGAAGCUGAGGAAGCAAAGGAAAAAGAAGAAAGAAAGAAAAGGGCAGAGGAAAAGAGAUUGAGAAUGCCAUAUGUUGUCCCUCCACCUCAUCUUUAUGGUCCUACUACUCUUGAGGAAGACCUGGAGAUCAAGCACUUUAAACCCUUAUCUGAUAUGAAGUGGUACAAGAAACUACGAGAUCAAUAUGAGUUCCCUGAGCCAAUGGAAAAGCUUCCUCAGAAAAGACUUAAGCGUAUUCGACUGUCACGGUGGGAACAAUUUUAUGAAGUGCCCUUGCCAAGGAUUAAAGACCAGUACAAGCCAAAAUGGCAUAUACUAGCUUCACAAGAUGACUUGGAAACUGUAAGACCAGCAAGACGAAGAACACCUUCACCAGAAAUGGAAGCUUACUACAGAAUAAGAAGGCGCUCACUUGGUGAUCUUUCUGAUGAGGAACUGCUUCUUCCUGUUAAUGAAUACCUGUCAAUGAAGAGUACUGAGGAGGAAAGACUUAAACUUGAAGAGGAACUUAGAUUAGGUUACUCUGCUUCUCCACCAAGUCUAAGUCCUGUACGCUUUGAACUCUCUGCUUUGCGUCCUCCAUCACCAAAGAGGACUGCUUAUGAGGAUGAGGAAGAAGGAGAGGAAGUUCCCACAUAUGACUCUUAUCGCAUUCCCCAAAAGUACGAGGCUGGCCCAAGCUACAUUGAUCUACGACAGCGACAUGAUAAAGCAACAUACAGACAUAGGCAUAAGCAAAGGAUGUAUGAAGAAAAGGAGGACCAAGAGCUUCUUAGACCAGCCACUACUACCAGAAGGAUAACUUCUUACAAGAGUCAGUUGAAACGCAUGGAGUUUGAGGAAAAAACAAGAAUCACAAGAAAAGAGAAAACAAAAAUUUCAGUACAUGCAGUGAUUGAGGGAGACACACUUGACAUGCAUGACGUACCAGUGAUGUCAUUUUCACCUGGUUAUAGAAAGGUGACACACCCUAAGGCUGAGAAGCCUCCUACGGUGGAUGAGGACAAAAAACCAAGCAUCAGCCUUCCAAGCAUCGAGAAGAAACCUCCAGAAUCCAUGAGCCUUGUGUCAAGUGAGAAAGUAGUGUCAACACAAGACCUGUCCGUAAAGGUUGACUACAUGCAACGUUAUGAAGCAAUGAAGAAAGCUCUGAAAACCGAGACAAAGUAUGAAACCGUUUCUCAGCAGCCAUUUAGUCUUGACCAUUCACCAAGGGUGACUGUAAGAAUGCGCUCUCAUCGUGUGGCAGUUGGUCAAAAUACAAAAUUCACAUUGAACGUUCAGUCUAAGCCAGAGGCAAAAAUCCAGUGGUAUCACAACGGCCAGCCCAUUCAAGAAAGCAAUAAGUAUCGGAUGUACAACAUGAGUGGGGUUCUUUCUCUCCAGAUCACUGACUGCCAAGAAGAAGACAGUGGGACAUACCGUGUCACCUGCACAAAUGCAAAGGGAGAAGCCUCAGACUAUGCCACUCUAGAUGUUUCUGGAAGUGGAUUUUCUGUAUAUACAUCUCAGCGCAAAGAUGAAGAGGCUCCAACUCCUUUUAUACCUGAAAUGACAAGAACAGAUGUUUACCAUGUAUCAUCAUCAAAGGCAACAUCCGCCACUGAAACACACAUUUCAGAAGCAGUAACUGAAACCAAAACGUCAGAGAUCAAAUCAGAGGCAACAGAAACUGUUAUUCAUGAAGAAUAUGUGUCAUCUGAGACGAAGCUUCAAACCACAGAAAUAGUAACAGUAGAAGAAGAAGAAGCUCCAGUCGAGACAAAGAAACCAACCCUUUCUGCUACAAUUCUGACCAAGCCACAGUCGCUCACAGUUUCGGUGGGGGAGUCAGCAAAAUUUACAUGUGAUGUGGAUGGUGAACCAGCACCCAGUGUGACUUGGUUAAGGAAGGGACACGUGAUUGUAUCAUCUCAUCGUCAUCAUGUAACAACGACAGAAUAUAAGUCUACAUUUGAGAUCUCACAAGUUGAAACUUCAGAUGAAGGAAACUACACAUUGGUUGUGGAGAACUCUGAGGGCAAACAAGAAGCAGAAUUUACCCUGACUGUUCGCAAGCCAACACCUGUGCAGAAAGUUGUUGCUUCUCCCCCAAGAGUGAAGUCUCCAGAGUCUCCUCGUCUGAAGUCACCAGUUGGGAUCAAAUCCCCACCAAGAAUCAAGUCACCUGAACCAAUUAGGUCACCACAAAGAGUCAAGUCACCACUCUCACCAAAGUCACCAGCUCCAAAGGAGAAAACAACCAAGCCUAGCUUUUCAGCAGGACUGAAUGAUAUUUCUGCUUUGUCAGAUACAAUUAUCAAGCUGACAGUAAAAGUUACAGGUGUGCCGAAACCAGUGAUUUCCUGGAUGAAAGAUGGGAAGAGUGUGUCACAUGGUAGAAAAUAUGAAAUAUUUGAGGAACACAGUUCUGCACAUCUUGAAAUCUAUGACGCUGAUGUUUCUGAUAGUGGUGUUUAUGAAUGCACCGCACAAAACAGUGAUGGAUCAGUUACUACAAGAUGUACUGUAACUGUUAAAGAAUCAAGAAAAUCAACAGCAUAUGCUGUUGAAACAAAAGCAGAACUGACUGAAGAACAUGUCAGAAAGGAGAUUGUUCAUGAGGAGGUCCAGUCCUUUUCAGAAAUUAAAGCUUUGCAAACACAAAUGAAAAUGACUGAGGGUCAUCCUGUCACACUGAAAGUGAAUAUCCCUGGGGCUUCUGAUGUUAAAUGGAUUCUGAAUGGAGUGGAACUGAUGAAUUCAGAGGAGUAUAGAUAUGGUGUUUCUGGAAAUUACCACAGUUUGACCAUUAAGAGUGUAAGCUCUCGUGAUAGAGGAAUUGUCACAUGUGAGGGAAAAACUGAACAGGGAGUGGUCAAGUGCCAGUUUGUCACAACAGUCAGUGAAGAAUUAUCGGAUGCACCAAGCUUCCUAGUGCAACCACGCUCUCAGAACAUAAAUGAAGGACAGGAUGUAAUAUUCUCCUGUGAAAUAAUGGGUGAGCCUACCCCAGAAAUUGAAUGGUUCAAAGACAAUGAAGUGUUAUCCGUUGCAUCAAAUAUGAAACUGAGCCGCUCAAAGAAUGUGUACAAACUGGAGAUUCAGAAUGCCACUGUUGAGGACAGCGGCAAAUACACAGUGAAGGCCAAGAACCAAUUUGGACAGUGUUCUGCAACAGCAUCGCUCAAUGUUCUUGCUCUGGUUGAAGGACCUGUCAAAAUGAUUGUCUUGAAGAAAAGCUCAGAUGCCACAAGCAUUAAAAGUAGCAGCUCUGCCUUGCACAUGGCUUCAACAAUACAGGAAACAACAAGCAGUAGCUCCAGCAUGGCUCAGAUUAAAAGUCAAAGCAUGUCAGCAACUAGCAUGACCUCAAUGAGAUCUGAAACAAUGGUAGCCAUGGGUUCACACAGCAUGAUGGAAAUGUCUAGUCAUGCACAUGUUGCGGGGACCUCACUCAGAUCCAUUUCUUACAAGCGCAAAGGUGUACCACCUAAAAUUGAAGCUGCCCCUGAGGAUAUUAGCAUCGAGUCAGGAAAGGUUCUGACUGUGGCCUGUGCUUUCACUGGCGACCCAGUGCCAAAUGUUGAGUGGUCCCAUUCAGGGAGGAUACUGUCCAGUGAAGAGAGUGAAAGGUUCCAGAUUGAAACCACUGAGGACACUACAACACUCACCAUUAGUGGCAUAAAAGAAAAGGAUGGUGGCGCGUACACCCUCAAACUUUCAAAUGAGCUUGGCUCUGAUACUACUACUGUCAAUGUCAGCAUUCGAUCUAUAUGAAAAAAAUAUCUGUUAAUCCAGUCAAUACCCCUUUUUCCUUUCUUCAAUAUAUUUUAGUUAUUGAAUGAGUAAGAAAAAUGCUGUUCUAGAUAAAGACCUGGAUCACUGUUCUGUAAAUAUGAACUAUUUUUAUACCAAACUUGACAUUAAUUUAUGCCAAACUAGACUAAAGUCUAAAAUUGUUAUAAAAUGUGCCAUAUUGGGUAAUUAUGACUUUUUGAGCCAUUUUUCUGUGACGUGUACAUAAUGUAUAUAGCCGAAUAUAACGGUUAUGGGAAAUGUAUGAAUUGUUAUUUAUGACAAUAAUAACUUAAACAAAUGGAACGAAAUGUUUAACAGGAGAAAGUUUCUCAUGGAACGAAUACCCUGUGAAACCUGAAACAAAAUUUUGUGCCUCAACACUACGUUGAUGUCUUAAGAUUGCCUCAGCAGGUAGAGAGGCUCCCUGUUGAAGUUCUACUAAAUCAAAGGGACGAUGCUAUGCACUGUACAUCUGUGCAUAUAGUAUUUCAGUACUCAGAUGAAUUUAUAACUUGACCAUAAGACCCUGAAUGCUGUUUGUGUCUCACCCUCACAUAAGCAGCAUGACUAGGUCUUGUGUUCAGACUGACUAUAUCAUAUCACCAUUUUGAUGACAUGCUCAAAGUGCAAACGGCCUGCACGUUGAGCUGAUGAUGAUAUGCGUUCAGGUUCUGCCAAAGGACUGUCUGAAUUUGAUCUUAUGAAAGCAACAUCACCUGGCCAUUAAGUUCUUUAUCAGUUCAGAUACUCCUUUCCAGAAUCUGUGCCACCUCUUGGAGGAAUGCUAGGUUAUAAUGUGUGUUUUUGUGUUCGUGUGUGUGUUAGGGUUAGGAUCUCACCUCGUCAGGGUAAUCAUCAAGCAGUGUACCACAGUAACUACAUCUGCUGUGCAAAGAAAAUGUAAAACACAUGAAUGAAAUACCCUGCACCUUGAUUCAAUAGCAAUUAAUAUAUGUAGAAUUACCUAUUUAUUCUGCCUCCUUGAGUUUUAUGAAUUUUUGAUUUAAUAAAGCAUGAUUUCAGCACCAUAAA
Neoarius graeffei (lesser salmon catfish) is the source of this 84663-nucleotide messenger RNA. RefSeq names its product titin, tandem duplicate 1 (gene ttn.1). Lineage: Eukaryota; Metazoa; Chordata; Actinopteri; Siluriformes; Ariidae. Gene Ontology annotation, biological process: protein phosphorylation. The record is from RefSeq and is a predicted model, not a curated record. Gene Ontology annotation, molecular function: protein binding; protein kinase activity; ATP binding. Bases 1 to 83610 code for a protein of 27869 amino acids. The transcript is spliced from 209 exons.